GUUGUUGUUGUGGCUCGGGCCUUAUAAAACCUGACAUGCCCCGGAGAUCCAAUCCUUAAGACGAUAUUACUGUUUGGGGCUUGUGCCAGGCGUGUCAUACUCUUCAUUGCAACGAGCUCAUUAACGUAAGAAAUUUUGUGUUCUGCACGUUGAAGUCGUUUAUUGAUAAAACUUUCUUAUUCAUUAUUUCUCAAAUAAUGUAACUAUAUAUAUAUUUUUUUUAAAGAGACUAUUAUUGUUGAAAUUAUUUCGAUCUCGAAAGGUCAAAGUUUAACUACUCUUGUUGGCCAUUUGUGAUUUUAGGCCUUCAAUACGUCGAAGGUUUUUUGUUUUUUGUUUUGAUUUCGGAGUUUUUUGCUCACGGCUGUCAUGAAACGGUGUGGGGUGGGGGUGGGGUGGGGGUGUUCUUGCCAGAGGUUUGGUGGGAAAUAAUAAACUUUUACUAUUUGGAAUCGAAUAAUAUCAACAAUAACAGUCUCUUUUUUUUUAAAUAGAGUAACAUAGAAAAUUCCACACAGACAUAACUAUGCAUAUGAAAACAGCGCACACAGACUAUUGUGAAUAUUCGAAAUUGAACCAAAUUAACAAUAAAAUUAAAGGUUUCAGUUGGGUUGGUUUACAGCUUUUAAAAAGAAAUUGUGGCAAGUAUUAAAGAAUAUAAAAAUUGUAUUUAAUGUUGCAUUAUUCUUUUUUCUACAAAAUGAAACGGCAUCAAAUUUUGCAUACCUGCCGAAAUAUAGUUUUGCAAGUUAAGCAAUAAUUUAUUUAGUGUUAAUUGGAGAAACAAAAAUGUAUAGAAUAUGAAGUUUUGAUAAAAACAUUUUAAAAACAGGAGAUUUAAAAUGGAUUAUAUCUAAACAUUUUUUUUUUAACUCUAAGGUAUAUAAUAUUAUUAGUGAAAUGUGAAAUACUAAUGUGAAUAUUUUAUAUCUAUUUGGCAAUACACAAACACAAAUAUUUUUAAUUAUAUAAUUAUUUUAAAAAAAAACAAGUCUGGUAUAAAAUUUAUCUAAGCUCAAUUAUUGACACCUACAAGACCAGGUAAAUGAAGUAACUUGGCUUUCGGAGGGAGUGGGAUACACUUUAUUAAAAAAAAAAUUAUUUCCCAAUUUCCCUUAGAAAAAUUAAAACAAAUUUCCUUUGAAAAAAAAUUUCAAUUUCGAGCAAAAUUCCAUUCCCAACAACAUAUUCCCACACGAGCGAAAGUCCAUUCUAAUAGACACACGCCGAGAAAAAAUUCCUUUGAACAAAUCUCUUUGGUAUUUACAUCAGGAUACGAGAACAGAUCGUGAUUCAGAGAACACCAUGACGUUUGGGGACUAACUUGUACGCGUCAUCACCGCGGCGUGCCUGCAGCAAUGACAUGUGAUUGGCUUGUGUAGAUCUUUCACUAAGAUUCGCGCUCUUAGCUUUUUCAGAAUGCCCCGGGUUGGAAUCCGGUGCCAGGCCAAAAAAAAAACAACAAAAAAACAAGUCGAAAUAACCGGAUCGUACAAAGUGUCGGAAAAUCUUGCUGCGUAUUAGUUUAGUUGUUUUUUUACCUUAAAAAGAACCCCCCUUAAAGUAUUAGUAACGUUCAAAGGGAAAUAGCGAGGUACAUUUUUGUUCCUUCUUCUUUACAGCACAAGAGACCAAACAAUAUCACGUCUUCUUAACAAGCAUAUUUUUUUUUUCAUCACACUUCCCUCUCACAGUAAAUGUUGUUACCAUAUAUUAGAGACCGACCGAAAGUAAUUUUAUGAUUUCGGGCGAAGUUAAAAAAAUGACUUUCGGCCGAAACCAAAGCCGAAACCGAAAAUGAAAUGUUUAGAUAUUUUGAAAUUCGUUCCCACAUACAUUCUGCAUACAUCGAAAAUGAUGGGGGAAAGUAUAAAUAUUUACAUUCUUUUUUUUAUAAAAAAAUGAGAUAAUCGUGAAUAUUAAUAAAUAAACAUCUAAUAUAACCUCUUGUUCUUAAAGAUCGUUUAGUUUGUUCUUAAAGAUCGCUUAGUUUUUUCUUAAAGAUCGCUUAGUUUGUGUUAUUAAAAGAUCGUUUAGUUUGUUCAUAACGAUCGCUUAGUUUGUUCUUAAAGAUCAUUGAUUUUGUUCUUAAAUAUCUCUUAGUUGUUCUUAAAGACCAUUCAGCUUGAUCUUAAAGAUCAAAUAGUUUGUUUUUAUAGAUCUUUUAGUUUUUUUUAUAAAAAUAGUUUAGUUUGUUCUUAAAUAUCGCUUAUUUUUUUGUUGAAGAUCGCUUAGUUUGUUCUCAAAGAUCGCUUAGUUUGUUCUCAAAGAUCGCUUAGUUUGUUCUUAUAGAUAAUUGAUUUUGUUCCUUAAGAUCGAUUAGUUUGUUCUUAAAGAUCUUUCAGUUUGUUCCUAAAUAACAUUUAGUUUUCUGUUAAAGAUGGCUUAGUUUAUUCUUAUAAAUCAUUUAGUUUACUAUCAAGAUCAUUUUUUUUUGUUCUUAAAGAUCAUUUAGUUCAUUCUUAAAUAUCGUUUAGUUUGUUCUUAAAUGUCGCUUAGUUUGUUAUUAAAUAUCGUUUAGUUUGUUCUCAAAGAUCGCUUAAUUUUUCUUAAAGAUCGCUUUAUUUGUUUUUAAAGAUCACUUUAUUUGUUUUUAAAGAUCGUUUAGUUUGUUCUUAAAGAUCGCUUAAUUUGUUCUUAAAGAUCGUUACUUUGUUCUUAAAUGUCGCAUAUGUUUUUGUAAAAUAUCGCUUUCGCUGAGUAUUAGAUGACCGAAAACCUCAGCCACUUUCGGCCAUCUAAGUCAAUUUCGGCCGAAACCGAAGAAAAACCGAAAGUUAAUUUUUCUUUUUCGGCCGAAUCCGAAGGUAAGCCGAAAGUUAACUUUCAGUUUCGGCCGAAACCGAAACUUGGCAGAAAGUGAUAAAAUGGCCACUUUCGGCUCCGAAACCGAAGCCGAAAUUCGGUCGGUCUCUACCGCAUAUUUUCCACACGUCCAUGUGCCUGCGACAACCUGUGCUACAAGAUAGAUUUAAAACUGUUUUCGCUAUUAAAAAGAGAAGCACUUUGCCAUGUCACCUAUAAUGUUAUGCAUUCUAACUAACCCGGGACUUUAAUUGAUUUGUGAACGUGUUGCUGUCGGGCGUUUAAUUAGUUUUAACAAUUUAUACCUCAUGGGUUCUGAGAGUUUCAAACUGCAGCUUGUAUUUAGAAAGAUGUCGACCAAAAAAUGAUACGUAUUAAAUCCACCAAUAACUCGACAACGUAUGGAAUGACUAAGAGGACAAGGAUACUUAGUUGAUAUUUUUGCUUUAUAUCCUAAAAUGGGUACGUGUUUAAACACAUCCAUACAUAAAUCGAUUAAUGCAAAUUACAGUUUGACUUGAGUCCUUCCACGGCUGGUUUUGAAACACCAUAAUAAAAACGCUUGCAAAAAGCCUGUUCAACCUACUUUGGAAGAAAUGGAAAAAAAAAAAAAGAAAAAUAAGUAUCAAUUUUGACACGAAAUAAGCCAAAACAAAAUAAUAAUGAUAAUAAUAGCAACUUUGACUAUAUCAAGAAAUCAGAUGAAAAGAAAAAGUUUACAGUAUCCUCAGUCUGGACAGGAUGUGGCUCAUUUGUUGGGGGGGAGGGGGGUUUCUGCCCCCCCCCCUAUUUAUUGGUGAUGAAAUAUGAAGUGGGUAGUGUAACGAGUUUGCAAAUAACACCCAGAUGAAGUAUUAAACAAUUCAGGGGUCGAUCAAAGAACAAAGACCAAAGCGAAUGAGACAUAUUUUACUGCUUGCGGAGCUCUGCCUUAUUCAAACUUAGUUACUCUUAGUUACUCUGGUAUAACCAAAUAGUACAUUGUUACGAAUCGGUCAUUACCAGGGCUCGAUGGCUACGUUUUUCUAAGGGCUAUUAUAUUAAUUACACAAACCAAUGCUUCAUAGAAUAAAGUAUAUUUAUUAACACAACUAAACUACAUCUUUAACUUCCAUUACUCCAUCACACAAAAUACUACACAAUAACAAUGCGUAAUUUCAUCUCCCACAAAAUACAUAACAAAAUACUAAGUAUAAUAGAUAAAGCAACACACGUACUCUACUAAACAACACGCAAUCACGAAAUACAUUGAAGUCGUUAACAUACAUAUCAUCUCAGAUUAUUACUAAUGUCACCUGAGAAUAGUACUAAUACCAUCUCAGAAUAGUUAACUCAGUAUUCAAACAGACCGAUGCUUUAACAUUUUUUAUGAUCCAUAUUUUUUUGUAAAUAUGCUAUACACACUAGAGACCGACCGAAUUUCGGCUUCGGCUUCGGUUUCGGCGCCGAAAGUGGCCAUUUUAUCACUUUCGGCCAAGUUUCAGUUUCGGCCGAAACUGAAAAGUUAACUUUCGGCUUAAUUUCGGUUUCGGCCGAAAAAGAAAAGUUAACUUUCGGUUUUUCUUCGGUUUCGGCCGAAAUUGACUUAGACUUUCGGCCAUCCGGCUGAAAGUGACUCAGGUUUUCGGUCAUCUAAUACUCAGCGAAAACGAUAUUUUACAACAAACUAAGUGACAUUUAAGAACAAAUUAAGCGAUCUUUGAGAAUAAACUAAACGAUCUUUAAUAACAAACUAAGCUAUCUUUAACAACAAACUAAGUGAACAAACUAAACGAUCUUAAAGAACAAACUAAACGAUUUUUAAGACCGAACUAAAUGAUCUUUAAGAACAAAACAAAUGAUCUUUAAUAGUAAACUAAAUAAUUUAUAACAAUAAACUAAGCUAUCUUUAACAGAAAACUAAAUGCUCUUUAGGAACAAACUAAAAGAUCUUUAAGAACAAACUAAUCGAUCUUAAGGAAAAAAAUCAAUUAUCUUUAAAAACAAACUAAGGGAUCUUUAUGAAAAAACUAAGCGAUCUUUAAUAACAAACUAAGCUAUCUUUAACAACAAACUAAGUGAACAAACUAAACGAUCUUUAAGAAAAAAAUAAAGCGAUCUCUGAGAACAAAAUAAACGGUCUUUAACAACAACUAAGCGAUAUUUUUGAACAAACUAAGCGAUCAAUAACAAGCAACUAACGAUCUUUAACAACAAACUAAACCAUCAUUAAAAACAAUUAAAGCGACCUUUCAGAACAAAUUAAGCGAUCGUUUAGAACCAUAUCAGAACAACAAUUUUUAGAGACCCGAUUUAAAAAAAUAUUUUGCAUUAAUUUUGCCCCCCCCCACCCCAUUUUUGCCAAAUUUUCUCCUACCAUACUAAUUAAAAAAAAUUGUAAAGCAAUUUAAAUUAAUUUUAUAUUAAAAUGGUAAAAUCCAAAGUAUUCAUUAGAUCAAGGGUCCCAAACUCAAAUCAUCAGGGGGCCGCAGGAGUUAGUGUCUGAAUGAGAGCAGGCCGCAUCAAGUAAUCCACAAAAAAGCGAUUACACCUGUUACAAUCUGCUCAACCUUUAUAAAUAACAAUAAAAUCUUUAAGGGUUCUCAAGAAAUAGGAUUCACUUUCAUCCACCUACUCACUGUUGCAUACAAAAAUAUAUAGAAACAUUUUUUUUUAAAUUUAGAAUUAGACUAGUCGGUAAGAUUAGUCUGAAACCGUCGCGGAGCGUCACGUUAUAGAUAUGAGAAUGGGGGAAACGGGAUGGCGCAUUUACACUAAACUUUUCUGUCAAGUAGCGGGCCGCAAAAUAUCGUCUUGCGGGUCACAAAUGGCUCGUGGGCCGCGAGUUUGAGACCCCUAUAUUAGAUGUUUAUUUAUUAAUAUUCACGAUUAUGCCAUUUUUUAUAAAAAGAAUGUAAAUAUUUAUACUUUCCCACAUCAUUUUCGAUGUAUGCAGAAUGUAUGCGGGAAUGAAUUUCAAAAUAUCUUAAUAUUUUAUUUUUGGUUUCGGCUUCGGUUUCGGCUUCGGUUUCGGCCGAAAUUCAUUUUUAACUUUCGACCUUUUUUCGGUUUCGGCCGAAAGUCAUUUUUAAACUUUCGGUAUUUUUUCGGUUUCGGCCGAAAGUCAUUUUAAACUGUCGGCUUAUUUUCGGCUUCGGCCGAAAUCAGAAAAUCACUUUCGGUCGGCCUCUAAUACACACCUGUGUUCUAUUGCUACUUACAUACAACCCCGUGCUAUUAUCAAUAUAAUCCAAAGUUUAAAAAAAAAAUUAAAAAUAUAAAAUUUCUUUCUUUAUUCCUAGCUGAAAAAAAAAAUAUUCAAAAAGUUAUAACCACUAAAGCGCAACAGUAUUUUAAAUAAAAUGAAAACGCCACAUGUAUGAAAUGGUAAAUUUAUCCACAAAAAAUGCACCUAGAAAUACAAAAUAAUAAAGGUGUAUACAUAAUUAUUAAUAUUUAUUUAGGGUUUCUUUGUCACUGAAAUUUCAAUCAAUUCGUUUUAUCUUAAGAUAUAAAAGUUUAAAUGAUUUUUUCGUUCACCUUGACGUCAGAAGAAUUAAUAAGGGAUUUUAAAAGAAAUAUAUUGCACUCUGGAUGGUGCCACUUAACACCUUCAGUUUAGGUAACUCUUCUAGCAACAAAAAGGACAGGAAUUUUGAGAAACCUCAGUAAAACAAAUGUUUAAAUUUGAUGUGGUAAAAUUCACAUUAGCGAAAAAGAUUUUACUUUUUUAAAAUCCUUUUAGUUUAACUCCAAGUUAACUCUUAUCAUUUUGUAUGAAUUCUAUCAUCGAUACAGGCCCCUUAAUCUCUUUUGCUUCAUUUUUGUUGCAGGCUCGUAAAUGGCCAAGGGCGAAUUAGUCCUGUUUCUGCUUUUGUUAGCCGUGGGAGCUAAUAAGGCGUGAGUAACUGUAGUUAAUACUUUUUGUUGUUGCUUAUUGCGUCAAAUAGCAAACUUGUAAGUUCCACCAAUAAGAACAUCCUAGACAGCCAUCUUGACUAACUGCACCAUAUCCUAGAAAGUUUUGAGUCCCGUAGAAUUACCAUCUCUCAAAGUUUGGGGAUCCUUGAUUUACCGAUUUAAAAAAAAAAAUAUGUGUAUUUAAUUUAUAAGCAUUCUCCGAUUACAAAAAAAAAAAAAAAAAAAAAAAAAAAAAACAAAAAAAAAAAUAUGUAUUUUUAAUUUAAAAACAUUCUCCAAUUAAAAAAAAAAAAAAAAAAAAAAAAAAAAAAAAAACUGUUCUAGGAAGUAAAUUUAUUGACACCCAACUUCCAUAUAUUAUUCCAGUUACUUCAUCUAACAUUAGAUCUAACAUUUGAUGUGACCUAAAUAAAACAUUAUUGACGCGGGCGUUUCGAUAAUUACAUUAUUCUUGUCACCCUAUCCUUAUUAUUGCUCUUCCCUGGCAAUAACAAUAAAUAAAAAUGUUAAGAACAGCAUAAGAUAAGGAUUUUGAAUGAGCAAAAAAAAAAGUAUUUUCUCCACAUUUAACCUUGGUUGAGCGAUGUUAUAAAGUCAACGAUGAUUAUGUUGAGAAUCGCGAUUGUUCUACAUUCUGAAAGCUGGCCAUAAUUUGAAUGAUAUUCUUUGUUAAACAAGAAUACGCAUUGAAUAUCCGAAAUCAGAGGCGCGAUACUUGACACGGUGUUGCUUUAAAAGUUGAAACUUGAUUCUGGGUUUUGUUCGAAUACUUUGUAUUCGAAAAUAUUGGUUCAUCAAUCGAAUCGAGCGAGAUCAUUUUAAUCAUCCGUGUUUUGUUUUGCGGGGGCGGAAUCUUUCUGUGGGUGCGCAGAUGGCUGAUUAGGCGUAAGGGAUUGAUGGGGCAUCUCCAGGGGGCAGUAGAUGCAAGGGAUUGAUGGGACAACUCCAGGUGUAUUUGGUGCAAGGGAUUGAUGGGAAAUCUUCAGGUGUAUUAGGUGCAAGAGAUUGAUGGGACAUCUUCAGGUAAAAUAGGUGCAAGGGUUUUGAUGGGACGUCUCCAGGUGUAUUAGGUGCAAGGGAUUGAUGGGACAUCUCCACGUGAAAUAGGUGCAAGGGAUUGAUGGGACAUCUCCAGGUGUGUUAGGUGCAAGGGAUUGAUGGGACAUCUCCAGGUGAAGUAGGUGCAAGGGAUUGAUGGGACUCUCCAGGUGUAUUAGGUUCAAGAGAUUGAUGGGACAUCUCCAGGUGAAAUAGGUCCAAGGGAUUGAUGGGAUAAUUCCACGUGAAGUAGUUGCAAGGGAUUGAUUGGACAUCUCCAGGUGAAAUAGGUGCAAGGGAUUGAUAGGACAUCUUCAGGUGUAGUAGGUGCAAGGGAUUGAUGGGACAUCUCCAGGUGAAGUAGGUGCAAGGGAUUGAUGGGGCAUCUGCAGGUGAAGUAGGUGCUAGGGAUUGAUGGGACAUCUCAGGUGCAAAGUUAAUCCAUUUUUAUUUUAUUUUUUUUUCGCUCUACUGCAGACGGUCUCCUGGCUUUUUAUUGCAUGGCGCUAUAAAAUGUAUAACCAACUUAUUUGAGAAGCUGACCAUCUGUGUGACUUAUGCCAGCUUCAAAACUAUAGUGGCACAAUAAUUUGUAAGGGAUCAAAGGGAAAAUAUUUAAAAAAAAAAAAAGCAAUCGAGUUUUUUUCCCAUUUUUCUUGGGAAAAAUCAACUGGAAAUUAUUUUUUCAACCAAAAAACAUAUACGUCAUUCCCCCCCCCCUUUUUUUUUUUUUUUUUUUUUUGUUUUUUAAAAAAAAAAAAAAGCAAUCGAGUUUUUUUCCCAUUUUUCUUGGGAAAAAUCAACUGGAAAUUAUUUUUUCAACCAAAAAACAUAUACGUCAUUCCCCCCCCCCUUUUUUUUUUGUUUUGUUUUGGGUUUAUAAGUCUCGAAUCAGUUAAAACAAAUACGACUUAUUUUGACCAGACCACAAAAUAGUUGAUAUAUGUAGAAUUUUAAAUUCUUUUGUGAUAUCUUUAUUUUAUUUUUAAUUUUGUCAUUUUGACAUACAUAUAAUAGGCUCCCUUAAAAUAUCUAUUGGUCGGGACUCCUUUUUGUUACAAUUCAACGUUUUGCGAGAGGAAAGGCGUGGAAAGGAGUGCUUAAAAUAACCUACAUGUACGUGAAUGUCCAGUAUGAUGUUUGAAAUGGUAAACAAAAAUCCUGUGCCGCUGCUUGAUUCAUUCACAGACAAAACAGUUAUUUCAUAACUUUCCCGAAAACGUUGAUCCCUGGGUCAAACCUUGACAUCAGCAUUGACAUCCUGAAGGACAACAUCACCGUGCCGGUGGAGGCCACGAUUGAGCGUAGCUUUUAUAACCUCAGCACCUAUGAGUAUGACAUAAUCCCUUUACAGACAGUCUCUGGAAAUUUCUACAAAGGUAACCGCCCAUUACAGAACGGCCUGCUUACAAUCAUUUUAUGAAUGUCCCUUGGUCAUAGGCAAAGUGUGCGCUUGGUUGGUUUCCUAGAAAGAGUUCAAACGAAUCCAUCUGUCCCUAUGGCGCCCCGGCCCAUGUUGGUCUUUUGCCUGCCUCCCCACAUCCUUCCACUCAGACAUAACUGGUGAUUUUAUUUUCCAUUCUUGGGUUUCCAGCGGCUGUAGAUCCCUCUCCAUACCAUCCGUCAGUCUUAGCCUAGGUCUGUCUUUGAGCCGUUUUCCUCUGUUUUUUUUUCCACUCCACUCUUCCUAAGUGUCCUUUCCAGCGUAGCCUGCAAUGUUUUUAUUUCCAUUACUAAUGUGGGAUCCUGAUACAGAAUAUACAAUUUCUGGUCAGUUAGUAUUCUUCAUCCCUAUGCAUCCAUUGUUGGUCGGUAUAUUAUCUUGAAAAGUUUUUUAAAAGUUCUUUUAGGGUAAUACUGUUAGAACUCUUGAUUAAAAAUAAAAUCUUGAAAUUUUAGUAAAUUUGAACGAAUAAAUGAUACAAUAUUUUCCAAAACCACGAACAACAUUGUCUUUUAUUGACGUCUCUAACUUCGUUUUGUUUUAAUUUUUAUUCUAAAAUAAUUUGUAACUUUUCUCUUUGUUUACAGGGGAGACCGGAACCCUGUCACUGCCGGUAGGUGCACCUAAAUAUUCUUUGCCUUCAUCAUGUCUACUUUUCAUAUUGUUGUAAUACGAUAUUGUUUUUUAUAAAGGGUAAGAUGUCGAUAAUUAUGAAGGAUUUGCAAAAAAAAAAAAAAUGUUUCUUGUGUUCACGAGAUUAUUCAGGGUGGAAGAAACGCGUUUCGGGCCAUAGGAAGUGCCUGGACCCGGAGAUCUACUUUUACAAAAUUCGUAUUUUCCUAUUUUGUUCUAUAAAAAAAAUGCUUUUUUGUUGGUCAUGAAAAAUACAUUCAUUUAAGUAUCCAUUAAAUUUACAUAAUAUAUGUAUUUUAUAUAAUAUAUUUAAUGUAAAUUUAAUUCCAAACCAUGCGUAUAUCCUCCUUAAAAUGAAAUAAAAGAAUAAGUAUGGGCUCAAGCCCCUGACAGAAACAACGUCCCGGAGAACUGAAAGAAAGGGGGUGGACGUAAAAUUAAAGGACCGAUCAAGAAAAAAACAUUGGAGCAAUGUAAAAUUGUGAAUUUGGUUCAUUACGAAUGGAGUAACGUACCAAACCUUGAUAUUAAUAUUUUUUUCAUAUACGUUCUACAAGUUGUAUUAUUUGCAUGCACUAUACCAGUAACUGCAAUGUCUAAUAUUCCAUCAUGGUUAGCCCUGUUGAAAUGUUUGGAAACUGGACAAAGGGCCUAUCCAUUGAUGUUACACAGGUGUUUUCUAAAACGGUCUCCAAGGCUACGACUUGUCUCUCCCACGUACGAUUUUCCGCACGUUUAAAAGGAUGGUGUAAAUCACGCUGCGAUUCGAUGAAAGUAAAACCAUCUUUUACUCUGAAUAUUUUCAGAGUGAACUUGAUCUUUUCAACUUACUUUUGUUACAAUGGCUACGGUUGCAUCUUUUUGUGCAUACAAUGUGCUUUAAUAGCAGUGAGGUGGCCUUUAAGAAACAUGUCUUUAAGGCUCCGGAAAGCGAAAUGGGAAGCUAUUUCUGAAAAUCUCAUUGGUUAUAGGGUCUGCUAAACAGAAUGGACCGGUUUAUGAGAAAGAGAUAGCGGGCUAUAAGGUUAUGUGGAGGAGAAGUUAAAAUUGAAUUUAGACUUAUCCCCAAAUGUAAGAAUGAGUUGCUUUAAACCAGACCUGCACAACUCAAAAUAUAAGGCGGGCCGUAAUACUUCAUGAAAAACUUGCGCGGGCCAAAAUACUUUAUGAAAAUCUUGUGCGGGCAGAAAGAAGAUAGGACAGGGGGGGGGAAGAUAUUAAGAAAAUAAUAAUAAUAAUAAUAUAAACUAUUUCCUUACUUUUGCGGGCCGCAAAGUGGGUGCUGGCGGGCCACAAAGUUGGUGCUGGCUGUCCGCUAAGUGGGUGCUAGUGGGCCACAUGUGGCCCGCAGGCCGUAUGUUGUGCAGGCCUGCUUUAAACGAAUCAUGUCUGGUCAUACCUUUAAUUCGAGUGAGCACCGCUUUUAAGCCUGAUAGCAUUAAAAGUUGUUCCCAAAGAGCGUGUUGAAUGAGAGAAAAUAGAGAUAUGACUUGAAUGGCUACAACAAAUUUAACAAUGCCACCAUCGAUGGUUCCUUGUUGUGAACUACAUUGUUGUGAAUGUUUGGUAGUGGAAGUUGUUGAUCGUGUGUGUUUUGUAAGUUGUUGAUCAUGAGGUCAGCGCGUGAAGUUGGUUCGUGGUGUUGAGCUUUAGUGUAUGCUGAAUUUUUUUGUUGGGAUGUGAAAGGGCAGUGGGUUAGUUAGUCGUGAGAUGAGCCGAGAAUCUAAGAGUAAAGAGAAGCGAGAUUGUCGAGAGUUGUGGGAGUCCCGAGUAGAUCGUUAGAGUAGUCAAGAGGAGACAGGUAGACUCCUGUUUGGCUGCAUCAACACCCACCAAAGGUAUGGAGUCAUUAUCAGAAUCGACAAACACAGUCAGCUUGUUUUUAUAACUUACUAUUUGUUGGACACCAGUUCUGUGUCCAGCCACCACAGCAGUGUUUUCUUAGUACCGUGCUCGACAAUUUUCUAGCCCCAUUUCAUCUUUCUCUCGCUGGUUCAAGAUGUCUACCUAUGCUUCUCAGUAAAUUUUAGCUACCAGUUGAUCCCAUCAGGAGGAUGAAUUCAUUCAGCACACAAGCUUGAUCUAGCGUGGUCCUUCAAAUAAGUUAAAUACUCUUUCAUGAGAGUGUCAAAACUUCAAGUAGUUUUAAUAAGCCAAGAUAUUGGAGCCAUGAUCCCCUUGCUCAAGUGGUUCUAUAUCCACGCAAAGCUAUUUUCGAGCUGCAAGAAACUUCAUGCAGUGGAGGAUUAUUGUUAAGCUUUUCGUUUUCAAUCUGUAAUUAAAAGUUCCAUAUCAAAAACUCUAUUUCCCACUUGAUUUCUCUCCAUUUUUGUAGGGUGGCACCCCAUAACCACUUCAACGAAAUGAAACUCAUUGUGGUCCCUCAGAUCAGACGACCUAAAAUGCGGGUUUGGCGACCUUCAGGUGGCGUCCAGGGCAUCUGCCCUAACUGUCAUGCCCUUUGAAUUCAACGUAUACAGGCAAACAUACCCCCGCGCUUCAGCUUUCCGAUCAGUGGUGGAAAAUGAAACGCCAGCAUCAGAGCUUCUCAUGUCGGACUUCUAGGUCCCCACUUAAACAGGCUUUACCACUAAAGGGAUGCGAACUGCCGGCAUUCCACACUGGUAUCAGAAACGGUUGUACGCCUGUUAAAUUCAUUCCCCAAACUUGAUCUUAAUUGGAGAGGUCAGGGCGGUGUGGGAGUCCUAGUGUGUUUUCGUGAAAGCUCACCUCCACUAACCCCCCCCCCCCCUUAAUAAAAUAAAAAAAAAUUAUUGGAUAUGAAAUCAAAUACAUUUUAUUUUCGGUAAAUUUGGAAAAAGGAAAAGGAUGACGUUAUCUUAAGCUAUUUCAAACUUAGAAUGUAAAAAAAAAAAAAAAAAAAAAGUAAUAAUAAGACACUUGAUACCUAAAGAAUAAACUCAGAUUGAAGUUUUCUAUAUUCCCAUUUUCUAAAAAGAGGUCGGCAUAUUGACUUUUCCGUACUUAACCCGGCCAGCUGAUUUUUCGGCUUUGGUUAAAAACCAUGGAACUGUGUUAACAUCUGUGACUCUGGGUUUUAUAACGGCACACCUUUUCUUCCCGUCAAAACAAAAGGAAGUUGAGGACGUAAGAAGAUUUUCUAUUCAAAUUAUUUUAGAUUUAAAGCGAGCGAGUUUAAAAAAAAAAUAGCAAAACCACAAAACUAACUUGCUCCGACGUCUAUGUCAAAGCAGAGGUGUAGCUAAGGUGGGCAGGGGGCACAAAUGUCCAUGGGUGCCAGACUAGUUCGGGGCGCUAAAAUGUGCUUUGAUAUUAUUUUAUUGAUAAAAAUAAUGGGUUUCAGAGUUUAAAAAAGAAAGGGAGGCUCAUUUAAAUGAAUCUUGUCCCCGGGUGCCAAACACUCUAGCUACGCCUCUGUAUCAAGGGACUAUCAGCCGAUGGACCCCUCUCCGGCCAUAACUCUGAUGACUAGUGGCUUGCCGUUGUCUUUUCGUCAUAUAUCAGAUUAAGCCCGACAUUGAAUGCCAGUAUUGCACGCUUAGAAUCAGAGGGCGCGGCGCCUUGCAGUUUGAGGACAGCGCUUAUGUGGACGUGAACAGCCAGACGGUGUCUGUUUUAAUACAGACGGACAAGGCCAUCUACAGACCAUCACAGACAGGUAUGAAUAAUCUUUACCGUAUGCUGUUCAUGUGUCAUGGGCGAUUCAAACAGGGGUGGCAGGGUGGGUGGGAACUACCUCUAAUAUAAGCCUAUAAUACAAUAAUUUUAGAUUCAAGGAUCAUUGAGUUUUCUUUACAAACUUAUUCAUGCAGUGCAUAAAAAUAAAUUGUAUAAUUCCUUUGGUUUCUGUUAAAGAAAUUAAUUUUCACAAAAUAGUCACAGACUUCCUUUUUUAUAGUAUACAAUCGCGUAUGUGUCGUGCGUUUUGAAACAAAGAAAUUCGAUAACAAUUAGUUGUAUGACUCACUCAUUCAACAUCAAUUUUGAUUAAUGAUAUUCCGUGUGGAGUGGUCAUUUAUACGAACAGUCGGAGAAUCUUUUUUUGAUCACUUUCUCGCAUUUAAAUUUUAGCAGAGGGCAAUACGUUUUUAAAUUUUUUUUUAUUAAAGAUCAAGUACUUUCUUACGACUGCUUUUAAGUUUCUAAGUUGCGCCCUAUUUGCGUGGAAACCGCAAAAAAAAAUACUCUGACAACCCGAAACUAAAGGUGUGACCCCGUCCCUGGUGUUCGACCUAUGCGUGAAUAUAUUCGGUACAUACCAAUGUAAAAUUAAAUGAAAUAUGUAUAUAUAUAUAUAUAUAUAUANUAUAUAUAUAUAUAUAUAUAUAUAUAAAUUUUGCAAGUAAUAUUAUACGUAAACCAAUGAACGUUAAAUCACGUGACAUAUAUUAUGUUUUCUAUUUGUCAGUACUAUACAGGGCGCUGGCCGUUUACACAGAUCUCACGUUGUACAAGGGACAAUUUAACAUAGAAAUCAGAGUGAGUCUCAAUGUUAAAAUAUUUGGCUAGUUUAUUUCGAUUAAAGACAUUCUGAGCAAAUUAUCUCUUUUUAAAAAAAAACUUAUUUUGCAAAAGGAAUUUAAAGGAGUUUUACGGAUUCUCUAGUUAAAUAUCUGCAUUAUAUUUAUUUCAGAAGGAUUCAAGUAUUAACAUUUUUUAUAUAUCAUAUUACAAAGAAGAGAUUCAAAUGAUUCUGGACCAAUUUACAUUAAAUUAAAACAAAAAACGAGAUUUAAGCGAGAGCUAUGAAAGAAUAAAUAUUAAUUUCCUUACCCAAGUAAACAAAAUAGUAGUACAAGGUAUGAUGAAGCUUGAAAAAAAAAACUCCAAAAGACAGGACAAUAGAAGAAGAACGUGUCGACGACGACGAGGAAAACAUGAAGAAACAAGAAAGAAAAAGUAGUAAAAUACUUUUUAAAAAAAAUGUAACAACAAGUUUGAGACAGGUACAAGCACACAGUAGCAGUCAGGUGUGGAAGAAUGAAGGAUAAUAAAUGAAGGACUGCGCUCAGUAAAAAUCUGACUUUUUCCAAAAAAAUAAUUCUGGAUGACGGGUUAAAAAAAAUAGGACCCAUAUGUACACAUUUAGACCUAUAUUUUUGCCUGCAUUUUAAGCUACAGAAAAACGAAGACAACGUAUCCAAUUAUAAUUUCAACGGCUUAAACGUUUUUAAGAAGCAUAUUUUCUGUGUGCAGUAAUACGCAUCGUGUAUGUUAUAUUCGUACAGAUCCUUUUUCAUUUAACAGCUAGCUACACAGCUUUAACAUGAAUUUUUUUCACUUUUUUUUUACAAUGUUUCUUCUCUAAAUUAAGGGGAAAGAUUCAGAAUUAUCCAGUUUAAAUUAAAGGGAGAAAAAUAUGAACUCGGAAUAAACACACUUUUCCUCUAUAGAUCAUGGACUUGAGCUACACAAGCAGACAGAAAUUAAAUUGGUUGAACAAAUCUAUAAAACUUAUAACUGUAAUGUGUAUUGAAAGACAGAGACAACCUCAGAUGGUUUAGAUUUAUCGUUAGAGUAAAACUUUUGAGUUUUAUCCUCAGGACCCAAAUCAAAACAAAAUCAAAGUACUUCUUGGUUUGGAAGGAGCGUCGGGUGUGGUUGAAGGAAGCUUCGAUCUAAGCGAUCAGACUCUCCUUGGCACCUGGUCUGUAACAGUAACUCUGGAGGUAGGUCUUAAACGCAUCGUUUUCAUGAAACUAUUUCUAAAUAGUAUUGGUGGUUUUCCUUAAGAAUGACUUUUGACAUCUAAUCAUUAAAAGAAUACAAUAUCAUGUUAACAAAAUGCAUUAUUCAGACAAUUCAACUCCACCAGUUUAACGUUUACAAUUUAAUAGUCUUCCCUUGGUGCCUGAAAAAAAAAAACUUAAUUAGAUUGGUGCAACGAAAUAAAUUAUUCAGAGACGCUAGCCACAGUGUUCGUUGUAAAGCAGUCGUGAUAGUAUUUUAAAAUUUCUAAAGAAUGGCCAAUACUUUGGAUGCUAUAGUUUGACCGUGUCGUGUCAUACAGUAGUGGACCAACGCUAUAUUUAACAUAUAAAAAAAUUCUAAAUUAACAACUUAUUAUUGCUGAGGCCAUUUUUAUUCCUAUUGCAAAUGAAUACCAUUUAAAUGAUAAAAGACAGGUUUAGCCCAAUUUUACUGCUUAAAAAUGUUUGCGUUUAUACAUUGCGCCAUAUUCCUUAUUAUCUCAUAGUUCAUAAACAUGUUUACCGCUUAUUUCUUAAAAAAAAAACUUUGGCAGAGUUUUAGUGACAGCCAAACUCAAGUAUUUGAAGUUGCCGAUUAUGGUAAGUAAGUUUUUUUUUCAGAAAAUUAAAAUAAAAUAGUUAAAUAUUUUUUAAAUGCUUUUAAUCAAUGCGUGUAAAUAAGUUUUAUAAAAAAAAGUGAAAAAAACCAACAAUAAAACAAAACAAAUAUUAAAUCUUUUACCGUGUUUUAGGAUGAAAAUUUUAGGAAUUCCAUUUUGGGGUCUGUUUUAGAAAAAAAAGAAAGAUUUUUAGGAUUCAUGAAACUUAUAAUCCAGAUAUCCGGAUUUAGUCCAAGUCUACGAAGAUUAUUUCAUCUUGUGGUAUAUAACCAAUAAACAAUGUCAGCAUGGUAUAAUUUGCAUACAGAUUCAAUUUCUUUGUUAGAAAUACUGUUAGAAAAUUGUAAUGAAAAUACGAUGGUUUUUAAAGUUUAAAGUAAACACACAACUUAAUAUGUAUAUAACGAGUUACAACUUAACCAUGUUAUGAAACAUAACUUUUAACUAACUGUUACUAGGUACCUAAAAAAAAAACAACUAUUGAUUUAAAAACAAUAUAUAUUAAUCUUUAUAUAAAAAAUAAACUCCUUUUUUAAAAAUAUUAAUUAUAAUCAUCACACCCCUUAAAAUCAGUAGAAGAAAUAUGAAUCAAAAUCUGUGUUUUAGAAAUGUUUUAGCUUAGUCGCUCAUCUUUGGCCGUCGGGCAGCAUCCCAGUGGCUGAAAUUAGGCUGAAAUAAGUUUGUUAGUCCGUUGUAAGAGUUCUUUUCAUAGAAGAUUCAAAUAGUUUUUUUUUUUAAACUUGAUUUCUUAAUGAAAAUACCAAAUACCGAUUCCACAGUAAACAUAACGAAAAUUCGGAUUUUUUCUAACACCUGUUCGGCCUGUAUAUCCGGUCUGCAUAUUCGGCCUGUAUAUCCGGCCUCCAUAUUCGGCCUGCAUAUCCGGCCUGCAUAUUCGGCCUGCAUAUUCGGCCUGCAUAUUCGGCCUGCAUAUUCGGCCUGCAUAUUCGGCCAGCAUAUUCGGCCUGUAUAUCUAGUCUGCAUAUUCGGCCUGUAUAUUCGGCCUGUAUAUCCGGCCUGUAUAUCCUGUCUGUAUAUACGGUUUGUAUAUGGGGUUUGUAUAUUUGACCUGUAUAUCCGAUCUGUAUAUUCGGCCUGUAUAUCCGAUUUGUAUAUUCGGCCUGUAUAUCCAAUCUGUAUAUUCGGCUUGUAUAUCGGCAUAAUCCCUAAAUCAUGUCGUCAAUAAAGAUACCGAACUAGUUUCUGUGAAUAACUUUAAGAUUUGGUAUUGUUCGUAUUCAGAUUUACCCAUGUUUGAGGUGACAGUUGAGUUGCCUCCCUACGGCCUCGUGGAUGACACUGUUCUAACUGGGAAAGUAAAGGCAAAGUAAGUGAGGCAGUUCUUCAAUUGUGUGGUUUUGCAUCAAACAUGUGCUAAAAACAAAAUCGUAUUUAAAUUUUGAUUUUUAUUUUUUUAAAAUUUUUUUAAUUUAAUGGAUUUAAAAAAAAGAAAAGAAGAAUUUCCUUUGACAUUUCUAACAUUCAGGGACUUAGAUCUAACACUGGUAUAAACAUUAAAAUAAUGUCCAGUUACCUCCCUUAAAUAGCGGUCCCCCGGCCCAACAAAAGGAGAAACAAAUUAUUUAGAGCGGGCUGAAGCCAGUUGUAAAAUAACAUGCCAAAAGAUGAAAUCACCACGUGACAGAGCCAACAAACUGAGAAAAUAUAAUGGUUCUUUACAAACAAAUCUAAAUGAUAAUAAUUUAUUUUUUUGUGCCCCCCCCCCCCCCCACACCCCUAAAAUAACAAGCCAAAAAAUGAAAUCACCCCGUGAAAAGGCCAACAAACUGAGAAAAUAUAAUGGUUCUUUACAAACAAAUCUAAAUGAUAAUAAUUUAUUUUUUUGUGCCCCCCCCCCCCCACAAUUCCCUGCAUCCACCCCCAUGAAGUAACUAGCAUUUGGCCUACAAUUUGGUGUUACCUCGACCUGCCUAAAACUGUAUGGGAUUCAUAAUUAGACACACACUUUUCACCGUGUAACACGAUGAGCUUUGAUGAUCAUCUCCCAGGUACACAUUUGGCCAGCCCGUAAUCGGGAUGGUAGAGCUUCACGUCGGACAAAAUGUUCUGCUGCGGCCUGAUACUUGCGUGGACAGCGCGGUUAAGACAACGCAGAUAUCAUUUGAGGUAGUAAUAAAUAAAUAUAUAAAAAGACUGCAACAGCUCCAGUUUUACAUAUCUGGCCACUUGUUGUUUCUUUUUACUCUAUCACGGCAACGGUGCUGCCCUGAUCGGUCGGCAGGGAACCAUUACCUCAAUCCAGGAGGUUUACAAUGUUCCAAUUUUAACCUGGAGACUUAAAGUUUUCACAUUUCAAACCAAGAAAUUCUCAACGUUAAACCAGGACAUUGGUAAUUUUCAAAUUUCAACCAGGACAUUUACAAUUCUCAAAUUUAAACCAGGACAUUUACAAUUCUCAAACUUUAACCAUGACAUUGACAUUUUUCAAAUUUAAACAAAGACGUUUACCAUCUUCAAAUUUAUAUCAGGACAAUGAAACUUUUCAAAUUUAAAUCAAGAAAUUUACAAGUUUCCCGUUUCAAGCAAAAUAAUUACAAUUUUGAAAUUUAAACAGGGCAUUUAGCAAUUUUAAAUUUAAACUAGAACAUGUAGAAUUUUCAAAUUUGAGCAUUACAUUAACAGUUGUAAAGAUUAAACCAGGAGAUUUAGACAUUUCAAAUUUAACCAGGACAUUUACAAUGUUGAAACUGAAACCACGACAAAUUUAAACCAAGACUUUUAACAUUUUUAAAUUUAAACCAGGACAUUUACAAUUCUCAAGUUUAAACCAGGACAAGUACAUUGUUUUUCAAAUUUAAACCAGAACAUUAACAAUUUAAAAAAAAUUAGAAUAUUCACAUUUAACUAGGACAUUUAAACGUUUCAAUUUCACCAAAAAUUAGCAAUUUUUAAAAUUUAAGCUGGACAUUUGAAAUCGUGUAGACCCCAUGGCUGUCCAUAAAUAAACUUUUUGUAGCUACACGGUAAAACACUUUAGCUUGUGAGUCAUAUUUAUGAAAAUUUAUUAUAGUGAUGCGACUUUAGAUGAAUUGUAUACAUUUUUAGUGUUAUUUAUCUAUGCAUGGAAAUAAGAUAUUUUUGAUCUUUUGAUCAAUGAAUACAAUUUGAUUUCGUAGUAUUUAACAGUAUUGGCUGUAGCUUAAGACAGGACCAAUGGUAAAAAGAAAUAUUAAAAAAAUAAAUCAUUAAUCUACUGGUAAGGCAUUACGAACCAUCCCUUAACCCAAAAAAUAGCCCCGAUAAUUAUUUCUAAUAACCUAUCGAAUUUAUAAAAACAAAGGGAGUUUCAAAGCUAGUUAUAAAACUAAUCGGUGGCCAAUUAUCAGCACUGACCAAUGGAAAGAGGACGAUUAACACUGCAAAUCUGUAACACUAAGACGAGGGUUUACACGUUAAAUAAUUAGAAUGACUCCGUUGCACAAAUAGUCAAAAUCAAAUGGUGUGUUGUAUAUGUUCCCCCAGGUCAAUGGAGAAAGCUCAUUUACGAUUCCCAAAGAAGACUUACAAAGGUCUGUGAAUGUCUUUGAUGGAUCAGAUAUCAGGGUAACCGCUUUUGUCACCGAGACCACUACAGGUGAAUAUUAUUUUAAACAAUUAUUCUAUGACUGUUCACGCCUGUAAACGGGUCAGGCUUGGGUAAAGAUGUUCUUGUAGACAAAGGUUUUAGUUUAGAGAUGCAUGGUAAAAACGACACUGCAUACACAAAUUAUCUUCUAAUUUAAAACAUUCAACGUGCCACAAUUAGCGAUUCAGUCUUCACGGAUUGAAAGGAAAUUCACAUUGGGAAAACCUGGCUUCAUGAUCUGAACAUUGAGCUACAAUGAAAUUGAGAUGUUUUUAGAAAACAUAAGUUUGUAUUUCUAUUUUUACCUUAAAGUUUGUUGUUUCUAGUUUUGUCUUGUCUGCUGAAGAAGACAUCUAGCCGAAAAGUGCGUUUAAUUGUCCUGUCAUUUUUUUUCAAGCCUCAAAAUAUCUUGUUUCACUAUCUAUUUGUGAAAAUUGCCAAAUGUAAUGUAUAAAUAGUUUUUAAAAUCCAGAUUUCCAGCUUUAUUUAUUAAGUUUUCUUUCACUAGAGAAAAUAAAAUAUUGAAAUAUUUGGGGAGGGUUAAUGCCACUUUUUUGAGAAUUGCAUUUGAAGACUUAGAAAUCAAUUACAAUUUGAGUGCAUAAUUUCCUCAUCACCACCAGUAACAGAAACAUUGCAAAUCCCAUCUACAUGCAUAGGAGCCAAAAUGAUCAAUAAAUUGAUCGUGGGCCCUUAAGAUAUAGAAGAAGAAGAAGAAGACCCUUUUUUAGACCCGUUUUAAGAGUCAUUUUCAAAAUAUUCACAUGACGAAAAAUCAUAUUGGAAAAUAAAACUGUGCAUUUUUCUUAUCAAACAUUUUUGCGUGUUCCUCUAAUUUUCUUAAUUUUUUUUUUUUUUUGCAUUUUAUUAUAAAAAAACAACAUGCACCAACGUAUCUCAUUACUUCUUUAAAGUUAACCAUAUGCAUUGUAAAGUGGUGGUCAGAGGUUGGAGCAGUAGUAGUAUGACAUGAAUGACAAGCCAGACGAGCAUACAUAUUUGUGUAUAAGUUAUAGCAUACCACAAUGGCCAGAGAAAGUUUGCGUGUUUGAGGAAAGUUAAAUUUUAAGGAAAAUCAUAAUUUGGUGGUAAGCUUUCUUAGCCAUGGUAUUGCAGACUUUGUCGACGUAGCUGCUAACAUUAAGUUGUUUUGGAAUGAUUGCACAUGAUUGUAUUGAUAAUUUUCAUUGUGGAUAAUCCAGGCAUCAGACUGAACGGUUCCAGCGUGGUGAAAUUUUACCGAAACGAAUUUCAAGUCAAGUUUUUAGAUAAAACACCAAAUGUUUUCAAACCCGGACUCCCGUACACCGCAUUUGUAAGUAGGAAAUCUGAAAUUUAUCAAUAAUUUUUAUCCACCGUAGGGCUAUUAAUUAAAUGAAAUAUACAAUAAUGGUUUCAAGGGGGUUUAACAUGGUUUUCCUAAUUACUUUGAGAACCAACAUUCGAGACUCAGUCCAAUAGUCCAAUCCUUCAAAAUGCAAAUUAAUUUUCUAAAUACAAUUUAUAAAAAAAAUAGUUUUGGCAUUCGGUAAAUUCAUUUCAUGACGCUGUCUAACUGUUAUCUUUUAUCUGACAAAAUUAAGUGCAGAGUAAAUUUUCCAGUAAUUGACCAAAGGUAUGUCGACACAAGAUUACAAAGUCAACUCACAACUCACGAUCUAAAAGUGAUCACCCUAAAAACACAGCGAUUCUCAUACCUUGAAAUUAGUCAUUACUCGCCUCUUUCAAGUGUUAAUGUCUGGAUGACAAAGACGAAUACAUACACAUUUUUAAAAGGACUCUCUUUUGAAGACGAGUUUAAACGGGCAUGAAAUUCCUUAAGAAAAAGAAAGUAUGCGCAGAUUUGUGUUCAGCCACUCUGUGAAGCCAAAUGAUUCAAAUUAAAUGUAGAAGAAAGUUAUUUAAUUUUAGUGUCGUUAAUAUUGAAAACUAUUUUUUACAGAUGGGAAUGAGAGUAAAAAGAAAGUCUUGAAUAUUAAUCUAAAAAAAAGAGAUAUGUGGAAACUGCAGCAGCAAAGUCAUAAGGUCAAACUUAAGAACUUUUGUUUGCAUUUUAUGAACUAAUCGAUUCCAGUUCAAUAUCGAUGUUUGUGACAUGUUUUACGUUUUAGAUCCAGGUGUUUAGCCCUGACCAAAUGCCUCCACCUGGAAGCAACAACGUCAUAUCCGCCUACACUUCCGUCACAUAUACUGAAACAGUGCCUGACCAAGAGCUUUACGGAACACUGAAGUUCACGGGGACAUACCCAUUCCCAGGACAAAACUUGACAUUACCUGCAAGUGGCCUGUUGCCCAUAGAUAUUGAUGUACCGAAAAAUGCCACAUCAAUCAACAUCAAGGUAGAGAACCGUCUCACACUCGACUCAACUAAUUAAUUUUUUUAUCUGAAAUUCUCAACCACCUCGCCUUCCUUAUCCCAUCUCAGACAUUUUUUUUUUCCAUUUAAGAAUAAAAAACAUGAAUAUUUUACCAAGUUUUCUUUAGCAAACAAUAAUGGAAGGACUUUUUUUUUGUUCAUUGUUUCCGCUUCAUGCUCUAGAAGAGUUAACGACUAUAACAAGUCGGUCCAUGCAUUCAUGUGGGACUGUCAACAUUUUUUUUUUUUUUUUUUUUUUAGUUCAGCCCAGCGUUUUUUGUUUUGGUCACGGCUGAACAAAAAAACAGCUGCUGAAAAAAAAUAUUUCCUUUUCCAUACAUACAUUUUUGUGCUAUGCAUUCAUGUGGGACUGUCAACAUUUUUUUUUUUUUUUUUUUUAGUUCAGCACAGCGUUUUUUGCUUUGGUCACGGCUGAACAGAAAAACAGCUGCUGAAAAGAAAUAUUUCCUUUUCCAUACAUACAUUGUUGAGCACUCGGUACAAAUUUGAACCAUUUAUUUCUUAGUUUUAAGGUGGCCAACAUUUUAAAACUUGCGCUGUAAUAGUUCAUGGCGUAUGUUUUUAGAUGGGAAAAAAAAAGUUGAGUUUUUUUGGAGUACUACGGAGAGUGAAGGGUACACUCGUCUUUGUAGCAUAACUAUAAUUCUUAAUCAGGUAACUUUUUCCAGGUGACUUUUGGCUCCGUUUCUGUCACAAAGAAUGUGUACAGGACGUACUCAAAGAGUCUCAACUACAUUCAGCUGUCACUGUUGGAUAAGAACGUAAAGGUAUGUUAUUAAGAACUGGAUUUCUGAGUGUGAUAGUUUGUGAACGAAAUAGCUGUUGAUUCGAUCAUGUGACCAGUUUUCUGGGGGGGGGGGUCAUCUGUGAGAGGUCGGCUUUGGAAUGGUUGAUUAACAAAUAAGUUGUUUGAAUGCCGUGGGCACGACGGUCAGGCGGUUAGUAUGUGGGGUUAUCUGAGUCAUAUUUGGUAUUUGAGUUGUCGUUAAAAGAGUGUUUCCGGGACAGUCGAUUCCUGUUGAGGAGCUAUGCUAGUUGAUCCUUUGAUGUUUAUGGCUUAUGAUAUCGUUUUGUGUAGUAUGAUAUCAUUUUGUGUACUAUGGUAUUAUUUUGCGUACUUUAUCAUUUCCUUUAUAUCAUUUUGUGUACUGUGUGAAUAAAGAAGAAUAAAAUCGUACAGUUCGUCAGUUUUCGUAAUCAUUUAGAAACCGUAUGUGGCAGAAAACCCCCAAGAUUUAAUUGGUCCAAAGAACUGCUGAGAACUGCUGUUAUAGGGGGAGCUCAUGGCAUUUGCUAUUUACAUAAUGGAUUGGAUGGAAAGAAAAUGUUAAUACCUAAUUACAUUUGCGGAUAAAAUAAAAAAAAGUCCUUAAAUUUAUGAACUUAAUUUUGUUUUCUGGAUUCAUUUUAUAUCAUCACAAUGAAACAUGUUUGAGAAUGAAAUGACUUUGGGGACAUGUGACUUGGUGCCAUUUUUUUUAAUGCAUUUCAUUUGAAGACGAUUUCAAUUUAUAUGUUUAAAUAUCUUUUAUUAGGAUAUUUUUAAAAUAAAAAAAAGUGUUUAAAUUUAAAAAAAUAAAUAUUUGUUUCUUUUACAAAUGAGGGCUGACGAGUAAAUCAAGGUUCAUCUUUGAAAGAAUGCGAUUCAAAUUUGCAUAAAUUGAAAUAUAUUCAACCAGGGACUCAGAAAAUUUAGCACAGGCUGUGUUUAGAUUUUGGUCUAACUCAAUGUCAAUUGACAUGGCGGUAUCAUAUAUUUGUAAUCACUGUUACUUUUCACAUUACAUUUAAUUUCUACAGUCAGGCGAUGACGUAAGAGUGAAUGUUGUUGGUACUGAACCUCUACGUAAAUUGACUUAUGAGGUGAGACUCAUGUAACUGAUAGCUUUUUAAAUUAAAAUUUUUAGCACGUUGUAAUAUAUCUUUUGAAAAAAAAAAUGAAAAUGUGCUUAACUGCUUGAGCGAAUCAUUGAAAUCAAAUCUUACUGAGAACAACAAUUUGCGUCUCUUUUCUCUGUCAUUAAAAAAAUCAAUCCGAUAUUGUUUAGAUCAGGCCUGCACAACUCAAAAUGUAAAACUUUAUAUGAAAAACUUGUGCGGGCCAAAAGAUAGUAGGACAGGACUUGUGCGGGCCAAAAGAAAAUAGGAUAGGACAUGUGCGGGCCAAAAGAAAAUAGGACAGGGGUAAAGCUAUCAAGGAAGUAUUAAAGAAUAAAGAUUAUUUUGUUACUUCGUAGGCCACAAAGUGGGUGCUGGCGGGCCGUAUGUUGUGCAGGCCUAGUUUAGUUGAAUCGAAAGAUAAAAAGAGGUGAUGAAACAUACGUCGCGUGAUAACGCCACCGUCUGACGAAAGUUACAUGUAUAUCGUAUGGAGUCUCAAUAGUGGUUACAAUAACUUUGUAUAGCGUAACCUACACAACAAAAAAUCGUACCCGAACAAGGAAAUAUUUGAAUAAAUGAAGAUCGAUAUUUUAAAUCGGUAUCAAAAUGUGUGGCAUUGUGGCAAUUAGUAGAUAAAUAUCGUAUUAAGAAUCUUUAACAAGUUUGACCCACGGGAACAGAUUAUUGUACUAUUGUACCAAUGUACAAAUAAAGAUAACACUUGUUCACAUUUUGAUUUCCUAAUGCGAGUAAUUUUUUCCACUUUUUACAUGUUAAAUAAAAAUAUGUAAAUCGUCAAUACAAAUUAUGGAUCUUCAAACAUAUUUAGGUCCUAUCCAGAGGUUCCAUCUUAAACACUGGACGACUAGAUGGGAAGGGUGACAAAGAAUUUACUUUCACACUGAAUGUGACUUCCUCAAUGGCGCCAACCGCCCAUCUUGUUGUCUACUACGACAGGAACAAUGAUGAAAUAGUGGCAGACAGUCUGGCGUUUAAUGUGGAUGGACUUUUUGAUAAUAAGGUAUUACCUUUACAUGAGGUAAAAUAAUAUUUUUCAAGUACGUCUGGAACCAUGAUUAGGAGAUGAAAAGUUUGAAACCGUGUUGGAUUUUCAGAAUAUGUAGCUAUUUCCAAUAUGAAAGUGUUCCUCAAAACGUACUAUUAUGGCUUAGCAAGAGAGGUAACUUUUGGAAAAUAGUUCAUUUUAUAUAAAAAAAAAAUCAAUUACAACUUUUUUAAAAGCAUUAAAAGAAUCAGUUUACUUUUCUAAAAGUUUUUAUUUUUGUUUUGGGUAAUAUAUCUCAUAUUUACCUAUGCCUGUAUGUUAUAAAUAUUCAUAAGGUAUAAGGUAAUUAUUUCAAGAAAAACGAUUAAUUUUUGUUUUGUUAAAAUGCCCCCCCCCCAACCCAAUUUUUGACAUAAUUUAAAUAUUUUCGGCUGGUGUUGGCUCGGAAAUUUGAAAUUCCGUUCUAUUUUCUAUUUCAAAUUUCGAUGUUAUUUCUCGAAUACCAACUUUUGCUACCUCUGAUUGUCAUCCAGGUUUCCAUAGCGUUCGGUACCAACGAGACACAGCCCGGUGAUGAGGUUGAUGUCGUUCUGACCGCCGACCCGAAGUCCCGAGUUCACAUCCUGGCCAUUGAUCAGAGCGUGCUGUUGCUUAAAAUCGGAAAUGACAUCACACCUGAAAAGGUAAAUAAUUUGCGCAUCCCCAUUUUUUUUCCUCUUUAGAAAUUUCUAAUAAUAAGUGAAACUAAAAUAUAAAUCUGGCUGUCCAAUGAGUAGCGAACAUUGCAAAUAAAUUAUGAGCCAUGAGAAAAUAAUAAUGCAGUUUGACCGUUAGGCCGGCCAUGAAAGCUUAAGGAUAUUUUCAAGUGAAGACCAACCAUUAUGUGGUGUCCUGAACAAAAUCAACUCAAUGUCCUAAUGUAGCUAGAACUUUUCGUGUAUUAUCACACGGAUACACGUUCAAAACUGUGAUCCAUAACAAUUUCUUCUGCUUAAUGUUCUUCAAUAUUAACUUGCAAACUUUGUAUAAACAACAUUAUUGUUAUCGCGCGAAAAGUUGGGACAGCUUACAAGUAAUUCGGGUUACAACAUUUAAACUUUUUUUUUUACGCAUCCGCAUUAAAGAUAAUUUCAUUUGCAUAAAUCGAACAGACAUCAAAAGUACUUUAACACCAUGCAUUUUUUAUGCUAGACAUUUGAAUUGUAAAAAAAUGUUUUUAUCGUGUUCUUUCAAGUAUUAGAUGAACACCUUGAUAACAAUUGGAAUAAUUCUUUAUGCUUACAGGCCGAUCUCAAAACAACAUAAUAAUUUAAGAGUGUAUGUUUAUGAUAAUUUAAUAUUGUUUAGUGUGAUUAAACACACCAUAAUCCUAUGAAGCUGGUGAUGUCUUCCAGGUGAAAAAUGCCCUAUCGGCCUACGACAAAGGGAAAGCGCCAACAGACUCAGAGUCAGCCUUGUCUUAUAGUGCGAAGACUUCGUCAGAACUAUUUGAUGUAAGUCUAUGACGCAUUCUUUAAAAAUAGCAUUUCUCCUAAUUUUGUUUCAGUUCUGCUAUUUUUUACUUUUAAUGGGAUCGUAUAAUAAGCGGGUUUAGUUUUAUUACUUGCAUUACAUAUUAAAUUUGGAUUUAAAUGUCAAUACGCAAUAGUUUCGGUAUUUCGGCUUUUUCAACGACAAAAAUCCAUGUUAAUUUUUUAUAAAAAUUAAAGGUUUCAAUUUUCUCACAAAUUUUUUCAAACAUGCACGACAUUACAUUAAUUUUGAAAGGUUAUUACUAAUUACUAGUAUAUAUAGAUAAAUAAAUAAGUAUAUAUAUAUAUAUAUAUAUAUAUAUAUUAAUAUAUAUAGUUCGUCAGAGGGUAACAUUUGGGGUUAAACCCAUGAAUGAAAGUGAUUUCCAUAUAUUUAAAUUUCAAGUAAUCUUAAUUUUCAAUUGAAAAAGAAUUUUUUUUUAACGAUUGACUUACGUUGAGCCGUCCAGCUCACUUCCAAACGUUUAUUUUGUUAAUCAAUAACAUAUUUUUUUACUUUGUUAUCAUGAACGCUCUUUCCAGGAACAUUCUUAUGUCAUUGAUUCUACCUAAUUCGUUUCUAGAACAUGGAUCUUGGCAUCAUUACAGAUCUAACACUCAUCAACCCAGAGCGAGGUAAUUCAUUUUAUAGGUAUUUCUAAAAAUUGGAAUCAAUCAAGUUUUUUUUAUUGAAGUCGUCUCGUGUUUUCAGUUUAAUUAACAGCGAUUGGUGUAAAGUAGAAAACCACUCCAUUCUUCGCUUGCAUGAAGUAUAGUCUACGGAUUUGUAUGGGCGCUUAAGGAAGGGCAUCAAAAUGAAAUUAAUAACUUGAAGUAACAAUGAAUAUAACAAGCUUUGCUAAAUCAAAAAAAAAAAAAAAAAAUGGAUUUCGUAAUGGUUAACAUGAAAAAUGGUAUCUUACCGUUAUCAUCAUACACAGCUACUUAGACAAGGUUGAGGUUGACAAUGAUCAUAAACCACUCCAUUCUUCGCUUGCAUGAAGUAUAGUCUACGGAUUUGUAUGGGCGCUUAAGGAAGGGGAUCAAAAUGAAAUUAAUAACUUGAAGUAACAAUGAAUAUAACAAGCUUUGCUAAAUCAAAAAAAAAAAAAAAAAUGGAUUUCGUAAUGGUUAACAUGAAAAAUGGUAUCUUACCGUUAUCAUCAUACACAGCUACUUAGACAAGGUUGAGGUUGACAAUGAUCAAAUUGAUGCCACUGCUGCUUAGAAAUGUACAGGGAAAAAAAGUAAAAUUUUUAUCCAUUUUAUGUCACAAUUCUCAGAUUAUCAAUACUAAGACAUUUGAAUAUAUUUCACCUCUUUUUCUCUGCAUUGCGAUUUUUACAUUCUCUACAUUCUCUACUAAGACAUUUGAAUAUAUUUCACCUCUUUCUCUCUGCAUUGCGAUUUUUACAUUAUCUACUAAGAAAUUUGAAUAUAUUUCAUUUCUUUCUCUCUGCAUUGCGAUUCUCAGAUUCUCAGAUUAUCCAUUAAGAAAUCUGAAUAUAUUUCACCCCUUUCUCUAUGUAUUGUGAUUCUCAGAUUAUCCAUUAAGAAAUUUGAAUAUAUUUCACCUCUUUCUCUCUGCAUGUGCGCACUUGUUAAAAGAUGAUACUGAUAGAAAUUACGGUAAGUUAAAUUUCAAUUUACUUUGUACUUUUUCUGUCUACCAAACCCACGAAUUUUAUAAUGUAAUAAUUACACCCAUCCCUUAGAACAGCGAUUCUCAACCUGUCAGUCGCAACCCUCAUGGGGGGUCGAACGACCCUUUCACAUGGAUCGCCUAGCCCAUCGGAAAACGCAUAUUUAUUAAGUAGCAACGGAAAUAAUUUUAUGGUCUGGGAUCCCCACAACAAGGGGAAAUGUGUUGAAGGGUCGUUGCCUAAAGAAGCUUGAGAACCGCUGCCUUAGAAUAAUCAAAUUAGGCAGCGUCCUCUUUGUAACAACCUGGGCUUAAAAACACGGCUUACAUUUAAAUGAAAUUAACAAGUAGGUCUACUUGUAAAGUGAUUGUUGAAUGUAUGGUAUUAUCGUUUUGUUUGUACUGUGAAUGGGAAAAAUAUUUGCAUACGAUUCCCAGUUUUCAUUCACAACCCUCAACACAUGAUUCUCACGGUCCAAUGACAACACUCAUCACACGAUUCUCACAGUUCAUUCACAACUCUCAACACAAGAUUCUCAAGGUCAAAUCACAACUCUCAUCGCACGAUUCUCACGGGCCAGUGACAACCCUCAUCACACGAUUCUCACGAAUCAUUCACAACUCUCAUCAGACGAUACGCACAGUUCAUUCACAACUCUCAUCAUACAAUUCUCACGGUCCAUUCAAAACUCUCAUCACACGAUUCUCACGGUCCAUUCAAAAUACCCUCAUUUUCGUAGAAAAUAUUCUGCCAACAUGCUUUUUACAAACACACAUCUUAUCAGCAGACUGAUGGCUGAAGCAAAAGAUCAACGUCCAACUCAGUGCAUGACGCAUGACGCCGGGCCAGCUUGGCGUAUUGCACAUUUGAAACAAUAUUUCGCAUGUCUGAUCCUGCGUAAUCCAUUAAAGCACACACACAUUUAAUAAACACGCUACAAUUGAAAUAAUCUUUUCAUGGUUCAGAGAAGUGUCGGCACUUUCUAUUUUAAUAAAAUGAAUCCUACUUCCGGCAAAAUAAAAAGGAAAUCUCUAAAUUUUGUUGCUGCACUCUGUUACUUGUCUUACUUCUUUUGGUCUUGUUUGCUGAAGAAUGCUCUAGGCUGGAACGUCUUAAUCUUAUUGUUCAGUCUAUCAAUUUAUGCUUAACAAAUUAAAUACCUUGUUCUCAUACUUUAUACUCAAUGACACCAUAUUUAAGCACAUCUUCCAGCAUCUGGUUUUAUACACAACUGGAAUUAUUUUUUUGAGAGGCUUUACAACUGUAUUUUGUAAUAAAUACAAUUGGGAUAAGUAGGCAUAACUUAUUUUUUUUAAACCGAUCCCAGGGAGAGUGAAAUGGUAGAAUGUCGCUUUGAAUAAAGGUGGUGUGGACAUCAACAGUAAUUAAUUUAAGCAUGUUCAAAAGUAGAUUUCUGCAAUGAAGUUUUAAGUAACAAUAAUAGAAUUCCUUGAUUAUUGUAGGUAAAUUUUUGGGAAGAAGUUUAAUGCAAGAUUCUUAUGGGGCCCUCUCGAGCGAUGAUUCUAUUUUGGAAGAUUAUGUUGAAGACUCACAAGGUGCAAGCUCGAAUCUUCAGGUUGUUGAAAAAGUUCGUCAAUUUUUUCCUGAAACUUGGAUAUGGAAUAGCUCUGAAAUCGGGUAAGUAGAUCAUUGUACAGGUGAUAGGUUAGUUGAUCAUUGUUUUGGUGAUGUGUACGUUGAUCAUUGUAUUGGUUGUCAAAUAUUUCUUUGUCUAAAUGUCCUAUGAUGCUGGCAAGUUUUUAGAUGGCAAACGUUAGAUGUCUAAUAUUCCGAUGGCGUGUAAUCUAUGGUUACAACUUGGACCAGUUCGGUUCAAACAACACUGAAGGUUCUUGGCACAUACGGCGCUUUAUUUUGGACAGAACUAAAACAUCAUCUUGGUUCACAUUGAAAAAAAUUGAGACAUGAAUCCAUAUGCAGAGCAAUGUUCUGGUCAGGCAAAAAACUCCCACAGCCAAUCUAUCUAAAAAUAUUAAAAAAUACUAAUCCUCUCUGUCGCUCGAUCUAUCUCACACGGACUCUCUAGCUCCCUAGUUCACUCUCACGCUCGUCAUCGUUGUCUCCCCUUUUAUCACCCAACUCGUUCACAUCACCCAAUUGUCACAACAUCACAACUAACACGUUACAUCGGAUUUCAUGAAUUCGACACUGGUGAUCGAUACGUGGAUCAUUGGAUGGUGAUGGAUACCUUGAUCAUUGGAUUGGUGAUGGAUACGUUGAUCAUUGGAUUGGUGAUGGAUACGUUGAUCAUUGGAUUGGUGAUGGAUACGUUGAUCAUUGGAUUGGUGAUGGAUACGUUGAUCAUUGGAUUGGUGAUGGAUACGUUGACCAUUGGAUUGGUGAUGGAUACGUUGAUCAUUGGAUUGGUGAUGGAUACGUUGUUCUUUGUAAUGGUGAUGGAAGAGGGAAUAUGAUAGCAUGGGAAACAAGAUCUGCUUUAUUCUGUUGAGUUUGCUUUUCAUAUUUCUUGUUUCUCACCCUUCGUGUAGGGAACCCCGUUCUUCAAUAAUUUUAGUUUAUUUUAAAUGAAAUAGUGAACAAAUACUUCAAACGUUUUCUACAAAGUUAUUUAAUUUAAAAAGAAUUAUAAUAAUUAUGACCCUUUGAAGACUGGGUCCUAUUGGUAUAUAAUUAUUUUCAUUGAAUGAGCAGAUAGCUGCUUCCUAUUGAAUAAUAGUUACCUUUUGAGAUAUAUUUAGCAAUGUGAAAAUGUGUAAUGUAAUUAUUAUUUGCACGUAUAGUUUUCAGUGUUACCUUUUAUGCCUGAAUAGCUUUUAAAUCUAACUUCAGUAAUAUUCAUGAUGGUGUAACUUAUUUCUACCUCCGCUAAACAGCAUGAACAAAUCGCGUGUGUACAUAUUUCUUUAAUUUAAGCUUCUGAUCUUCAUUGCCGUAAGCCGAGUGAGAGUGAUUGGUUGGUGGCUUACAGUUGUUAGAAUGCAGAAGCGAGGUCUCGAGAACUAUAGCUUUUCAGCUUUUUCAUUUGUCCCGAGUGUAUGGUAGACAGAAUUAAAAGAAAGAAAAGGUUAAGAAAGGAAAAGAGAGGACAAUUUAAAGUGCCCAGAAAGACUGCGAAAUGACUUAGAACUGAUGUCGCCUACAGUAAGCCAUCUAUUAAUUCAGUAUUAGCAGGUCGCAACGAACCCGUCUGAUAUAGGACAUAGGCCACACAAGGAAACAAUACAGUCAACGUCACACGUAGUUAUGGUAUGGCCACUCGGCAUUCACGCAUGGCCGAGCAAGAGAUUAGGGCCAAGCACACAGCGUCAAGCUACAAAAGAUUAUAUGCUGUUAAUUUUCAUUCCUAAAAUUUUAAUCAUUUUUUUUUAAAAAUCUAAGUUCUUUUAUUGAUCCAUCCAGUUUUUACUAUUUUUUUUAAAGACUAAAACUAUCAUAAAUAUAACGUGUACCAUAUUUACUUGCUUUAAAACAUUAAAAAAAAAUCAUUUUCCGUGUUUGUUUUUAUAGUAAAACAGCCCCCCCCCCCUCACACACACGCACAUCCUUUUUUUUAAAGUUUAAACUUCUGUAUACAAGUGGUCUAUUAUAUUUAAUGUACGCACCAUUUUGUUUGCUUUGAAGCGCACACCUUACCAUUGUUGCAUGAUAUGUUUAUUAACUAAAUUAGAACACGAAAAUGUGUGAUUUAAAACUCUCCAUAAAAUUCUUUUGUUACAAGUGGUACUUGUGGAUGUAUUUUUCCCGAGAUAUCAUUUGAUUAAUAAUGUGUAAUAUCACGUUACAGGGAACCUUUUUUUAUGGGGAGGGGGGGAAUUGAGAAAAAAAAGGUGGGGGGGGGGGUUAAACAGUUAUUAAAGGCUAUACCACAGGCGUGAACGUAAAUCUUCUAUUGUGAAUGAAAUCGAUCUUUUGUUUUCUUCAUUUUAACAGCUUCGAGAUAUCAUUUGAUUAAUAAUGUGUAAUAUCACGUUACAGGGAACCUUUUUUUAUGGGGAGGGGGGGAAUUGAGAAAAAAAAGGUGGGGGGGGGGUUAAACAGUUAUUAAAGGCUAUACCACAGGCGUGAACGUAAAUCUUCUAUUGUGAAUGAAAUCGAUCUUUUGUUUUCUUCAUUUUAACAGCUCCGAUGGAAAGGCCAUUCUAAAAACUACAGUACCGGACACCAUCACAUCAUGGGUAGCAAGCGCUUUCGCUACCAACAUGCUGACAGGUCUUGGCGUUGCACCAACUACAUCAAUGGUGAGGAAGUCUCACCUUUUUAUUCUAAGUCGCUAGUUUCAUUUCAUUUUUAUUGAUUUCAAGCAACCAGGAGGUUGUUAAAUUAGGUUAUUUCAGUCAACAUGCUCAUGAUGGUCACACGCAAACACUGAAAAGCAAAUCGAUUUUAUUAGUAUCUAGAGAUUCGCUGGAGCAUAGAGCACCCACAGUAAAUAUUUGCUUUUAUAUUUAAGAUUUGGAAAAAUAUUUAAAGCAAUUUAAUUUAUUGCUAGAAGAAUGCAACCAGAAUAUCAUACGAUGCUAAUAGAUUGAUAUACCAAACAUGUGCGUACAAUUUUAAUAUGUGCGUACACUCUAAAUAGGUGAGUACAACUUAUAUAUGAGUUUUUGUAGAGCAGUUGAAAUUAAAGUAUGGAGUAAACUAAAUUUCUCCUUAUUUUCUCCGACAGCUCCGGGUCUUCAAGUCUUUCUUUGUGAGCCUAAACUACCCCCGGUCUGUUGUGCGCAAUGAACAGUUUGUGGUGCAGGCGACAGUCUUCAAUUACCUGAGGGAAGAUCUCACGGUAAGGAGCAAACACGUUUAUUCAAAAGUCGAAGGACAAAAACCCAGCAAACUGAACUCAUGCAUUGUGUUUUCAAUACCGAUUAAAAUGGCUGGGCAUUAUGUUAUGGUGUUUGUAUUUUUGUGUUAAUCUAAUGAACAAACUUUGUGGAUGAUAUUGGUGUAGUCAUGUUUCUCCAGGUGAAUGUAUUUUUGUACGUAUGAUUCUAAGAAGACAGAGAUACAGGGCGCUCUAAAGCGCAAUAAUAAUGUUUGUUUGUUUGUUUGUUAGUGAACUUAAGUUUUUGAAAAUCAUGCAGCAUAUCUCAGCGAUUCGCCUGGCUUGAUCAAAUGAAGUUGUCAUUAUUAUAAUUAUUUAAAUACGUGUUGUCUACUUAAGAGGGUGUCAGUCUGAAACGUUGAUUUUAAUAUGUUGUCAAGAUUUACUUUUAUCUUUUCGUUGACAAAGCGGAAAAUUUAUACUACCACAGGAGUUGUCUAAACAAUUUAGAAGUUUUUAUGUUUUUUUUUCAAAAUCCUACUUUAAAAAAUCUACAAUAUCUUUCAGGUCAAAGUGACAUUAAAAAAUCAGGAAAAGUUCAAGAGUGUAAAGAUCUCUAAGGAUGGAACUGAGAGUUUAGUGACUGGAAACCAAGAAAUUUUUGUCACGGUAAGGUCUUCUUCUUUUAAUGCCUCCUUCGUUAAUCUAAUGUACUUGACAUUGCAUUGCUCUUUAAAAUCAUUUUUACAAUGUUGCUUGGUGGGGAAGAUGAUUUUUCUGAUUACGUCUAAACCAGUUUAACGUAAAAAAAAAGCGUGUCAGUUUGAUUGUUUGCCCAGCGAAGCAGAAAGACGUGCACUUUGGUAUUCUUCUUCCGUGAAAAUAUACGAUUAAAAGGUGUAGAAAAUGGAACACGUGUCAGAAAAUUUAUUUUAUUUUUAAAUCUAUUUACACAUGAAUUUUUAAAAAAUAAGUUGCUACAGAUGGUUGGCUGAAUAACUAUAUGCAGCUUCCUGUGAACUGUUACGAAUCCAAUUUUUUUUUUUACGACUAUUUGAAAGAGAAACAUUUACUUAACAAAAAAAAAUAUAUAUAUUUUUUUGUGCAGGUCAAAACCGAUAAACAAGCUGUGGCUUACUUCCCCAUCUUGGCCACAACACUGGGUCUAGUGGACAUUGAAGUAACGGCACAGACAACGAUAGCAGCGGACGGUGUGAGCAGACAGAUUGUGGUCAAGGUAAUUAAUUGGUGUCACUUAAUGUGGCAUAAACUCCGUGACAGCCGAUCCCAAGCCAGAGUAGAAACGGAGGCAUGUUAAAGUGAGGGUAGAGGCAGGUUAACGUGACGGUAGACGCAGGUUAACGUGAGGGUAGAGGCGGGUUAACGUGAGGCCGGAGGAGGGUUAACUUGAGGCUGGAGGUGGGUUAACGUUAAGCCCGGAGGCAGGUUUACGUGAGGACGGCUACCUCACAGGGUAAAAAUGGAGGCAGGUUAACAUGUGGCCGGAGGCAGGUUAACAUGUGGCCGGAGGCAGGUUAACAUGUGGCCGGAGGCAGGUUAGCGGUUUGGACGGCUACCUCAUUGGGUAGAAAAGGAGGCGGGUUAACGUGAAGUUAAGUCAACUGCAGAAAAAAAGCAGCACGAAAGGGAAACAUGAAUGAGCUCUGUAGUAUAACAAAAAGCUCUUAGUAAGAUGCAAAACGAUUUAGGGAACGGUUGAAGACAAUGAGAGUAGAUCUAUGACUGAAAGAAGAACACAACAAGAAAGAUUGGUAGAAUAACUUGAGAAAUGACCACACAGACCUUCACCCACAGACACACCAGUUUUACAACCAGCGAGUGAAGAUUUACAAAUGGAAGACACUUACCCUAACAUGGAAGAAAUAGUCCAGACCAUCAAGCAGCUUAAUAUUUGGAAAACACCUUGACCGAAUAAUAUUUGAAAUGAUAUGGGAAGAUUAGAAUAUUCCUAAAAAUUUCAACGCAUGAAAUAACAUUAAGAUACCAAAGAAAGGGCAUCCCAGCAAUGUGCAGCACUAACGGCAAAACAAUCCUACUCUAUGGAGCCGAAACUUGGAAAACAACAUCCAGCGUCACACAGAAAGUGUAGACCUUCGUGGUUUUUCUAUCUUCCUUUGUUUGAACCAUCCCUACUGAUAUUUAUUCAUUGUUUUUUUUUUCUAUUUCCCCACAGCCCGAAGGCGCCCCAGUCAACUAUAAUGUACCCGUUUUCGUCAACCUUCAAAACACAUCUUCACAACUGUUUGAAAGAAACAUCUCAUUCACACUCCCUGCAUCUGUUGUCGACGGUUCCGAGAACUCGAGGGUAAAAGCCACAGGUAAGAAAUAGACGUUUUGGAUGUUUGCUGUGGAGAUGACUUUUACGAUUCUUGUUAAACUAUACAAAACUAGUACGGCUAUCUUUGUCAAAUACUCCCCUGAACCUAAACGAUUCUUUUGUGUUUGUCCUUAUGUGGCAAUACAAAUGUUAACGUUUCGGCAAAUGCCUUCAUCAGUAAAAUGAAUAAAUAAAAUCAUUUAAGUGUAAAUUAAAUUUACACAACAUAUAUACAUGUAUCCUAUCUCAAUGUUAGAGAAAAGAAUAAGAGUGGGUGCAGCCGUGCAAGUCCCUGAAAUAAGAAACAGUCCAGAAGAACGGAUAGUAAGUGGGUGGGUUAAAAUUUGAAAACUUAACAUUAAAAAAAAGAAAUGUCAGAUUUGUAAAAUUGUUAAUUUAGUUUAUACCAUGAUGGAUUCAACGUACCAAACCUUGUUAAUUUUAUUUAUUUGCUAUAUAAAUUCUAUCCGGUAUGUUACUUGCAUACAGUACACCAGUAACUGCAGUUUCUAUUAUUCCAUAUUGGUUAACGCUGUUGACAUGUUGUUGUUUUUGUACUGAUGAAGGCAUUUGCCCAAAACGUUUACAUUUGUAUUGCCACAAACAACGAAUCGUUUAGGUUAAGAUAAGAGCAUUUGACAAAAGUUAGCUGUACCAAUAUUGUUUACAUUUGUUCUCUGUAUGAUCAUUAUUAAAGCUGUUGUACUUACAUCGUUUUAUUUACACAAAUUGUCUGCGUCUAAUUAAUAUGCUUGAAAGCUUCAUCGCAGUCCAACACUCUUAUAUGUUGUUAAUUAAAUGACAGCGGCUGAUAUUCAACUUUUCUUUUUCUCUCUUACUUUAUAUCGACUCAUUUCAGAGGUAAAACAGAGAUAUUAUUUUUUAAAGCUUUGAAUAUGAUAGUCUUUUUUAGUUCCAAUCAACAAGGGACAUUUUUAGAAAAUAAUUUUUUUGUAUCGAUGAUUUUUUUUUUUGAAAAACAAUAUGUUACUUCUUGACAACAGACCACCCGAUACAAUUGAAGGGAAACUAUUAUUUUUGUCGCUAUCUUCAAACGUUUCAAAAACAGGAGAUUUGAUUGGUUCGAGUCUGAGCAGCUUGACGUCACUCAUCACUCUUCCCACUGGUUGUGGCGAGCAGGUAAUGGUCAAACUAGCCCCUGUCCUACACGUCUCCCAGUACCUCAACGCUUCCGGUCAGCUGACCGACGUGUUGAAAAGAGAAAUACUCGAGUCUUUAGAAGAAGGUGAGAUCUCGUCAUAAACCAACAGCGUUUGAUUAUUUUGUGCAUUGUUUACAACUGUUAGAAUGAUAACAAUGACAUCACCCCAGAAUAGAGACCAAAAUUCAAACGUGAAUUAUAAAUCAGCCAAAAGUAAUAUUGCAUGGCAAAAGAGCCUGUCGAACUGGCCAGCAAUAAAUAAAUUAUUUGGCUACGUGGAAAGCAUAAAGAGCACAACGGUGUAAAAAGCAGCCCUGAGGGUCAUCCACUGCACCCCAGCCUUUCUCCCAGUCAUCUAGUCUUUCUACUGAAUCAAAAAUGCAAGGACGAGAGUGUGAUACUGACGAAUUGCUCAACUCUCCAUUAGUUUAAGCAUACUACAGCACAGGUCAAGGCUCAACUCCCACUGGAACCUUGGUAUGCUAUUUAAAAAAAAAUUCGUUCUUACAUGGCAAUGCAUUGCAUCAUAGGAUACAUAUAGAUGAAUGUUUUAAUGCAGCAUUUAUUUUGAUUGAAACUGAAUCGUUCUUAUAUACUCGAGUUACUUUAAAACGCUGUUAAAAAUAUUGACAUAUGGCUUGAUAUUUAGCAACAAAAUUUGGAUGUCCCGGGACUCAUUUUGGUGUCCCUGAGCCAAUGUCAAUGUCCCUGUGCAAGUGUUGCUGUCCCUAUACUCAAAUUGCGAUGAUCUUCACUACGCUCCACCAGUUCCCUUGGUUACUAUCACCAUGCCAGUCCUUGCGACAUCCACUAAGAUUAAAUUAACACUCCUCACUGAUAAAAACAAAUGAUUUUUUUUUUAAAAUGGUGAAAUUAAAUCUUUCAUAACCAUUUCCGCUGCUUUCACACUUUAUAAUAACAGGCUAUCAACGGAUACUCACUUAUAAACGGUACGAUAAUGGAUUCAGUCCCUUUGGCAACUACGAUAAGAGUGGUAGCACAUGGUAAGUCCUUCACGUUUCAGUGUUGAUAAUACUCUAGGCUUUUCUCAUCCUUGAACAGAUUUAGAAAUGAUGGACACAGUUUUGGAAGAAUUCAACAUUAAAAAGGACAAGAGAAUCAUUUUAUUAUUGUUUUUAUAUCCUUUUUAAAAUGACAGAUUCUGAUGCUUUAGGUAUUGCUGUACCCUGGUGUUCAGUGGGCGUGCAAAAUAAAAUCCCACGAAGUCAGCACCAAUUGGGAUUCUUAUAAAGUUCGUUACUUUAAAAUGCAUGGUUUGUCAAGUAACCUUAGUAGAUUGGGAAGUUAACGUCUUUUCGGUCACCGUUUACAGACGGGUUAUUUCUAGUUUUAGAGAAAACGGGAAACAUUGUAGGAUGGCGUAGAAUUUAAAAAAAAAAAAAGAAUUAAUUACUUUCUUUCUAUGAUUCGAUAAAAAAGGCAUUCUGCUAUUACCGCUACUUAUUGUCCGCUACAAAUAAAAAUACAUUUAAAUAGUUAAAAUUAAUGUCCACAUAUUUUAUGUUGUUUAAAAGCCUUCAUUAUAUGUUAGAUGGUUACUAAACGUAUGCUGGGUAUAAACGCAUGACUAAAAUCAAUACACCACUGUUAGCUGGAAUAAGAGUGUAGAAAAUUACGAGUGUUUUUUAAAAAUAAAAAUGUAAUUGAAAUACACACAAAAUGAAAAUAAAAACACAUUACAUUGCAGUAUAAUUAUCUGCUUUGAUACAAUUUUUUUUCUUUGUAACAACAAUAUCGAAAACGAUUGCAGUAAUUAUUUAUGUUGUAAUUUCUGUUUUUGAAAAGCGCUAGUAGAGGAGAGAAGAUUCAAGUUAGAAGACGAUACAUUAUUUGUUUAAAAAAAAUACAGAGAAAACAAAAAAAGAAAAGAAUUAAUAAAGCUUUGAAACGUUUAAGAAAUCAUCAAAUUAUUAUAUGACAGUUUGAGAAGUUGUUAACCACAUGGGUUAAUUUUUUUUAUCAGGCUGACGGCUUUCACGUCCAGGAUUCUCUCCGAGGCUCGUGAAUACAUCUACGUCGACCCAUUUUUGCUCAUCAGAUCCAACAAAUGGAUGAUAGACAGGCAAAACUUGGACGGAUCGUUCAAUGAGUUCGGCAAGAUCCUGGAUAGAAACACUCAGGUACGUUGAAUGAUGCGAGUGCUCAAGUACUUACGUGUGUUCACCGUCUAGUCUCCAGUUAUAACAUCACGUGAUUGAGUUGGGAACCUAUCAGUGUUAAAUCAAAAUCAGACUGUGUAUUGGUUACGUCAAAUAACAAUUACUGAUUGAAGUUCUUUAAAAGGUUGUUUUGACAACCCCAUCCCCCCCGGGCAACACAUAAUGGAUACGAGCGUGGGGUCAUAUUCUUAAUUGCGAUUCUUCGUGAUAUGCCCAUACGAAAACUCAGUUAGCGCUUCCAUCAAUAUCCAAAGUUUAAAAAAUAAUUAUUAUCCUGAUCACCGGUUAUUGUUCUAAAAAUACACUUGGUGUUAAUCAUCAUCCGGGCGCUUAUUUAUCCAAAAGAAAUUAAGAACGUCUCCUUAUAGUCCUAUGUGGUGAAUACAUUGUUCAGCCGUCAAACGAAAAAAAAAGUAAUCACAUUUUAAUAACUUCAGUAUCAUUCAUUUGAUAAAAAAAAUGCUUGUUUUAAAUGCAUUUUUUUUUGUACAGGGAACAGGUACUGGGCCUUCACUGACAGCGUUUGUGCUGCUUAGCUUGCUGGAAGCCAAAGAUUUAUUCAUACAGGUGAUUUAAUUGAGAACAGUCUUGUAUCUAUUGUUGGUCCAAUGCAGCAUUGAAUAUUCACAAAGUCUGCACACGAGUUACUUUCAAUAUUGCAUUUUUGUGAUCAGGCUUUUCUAUGACCAGUCACAUGUUCAAAAACAACUCAAUUGGACUACAGCGACUAAGAUGCUUUUGAAAAUUUCUAUGCAUAUACAUUUUUGAGCGUUUACAAUCUUCGAAAGGAUUGUAAACUUUUAUAAUUAUUUAUGAACCAAUAUAAAUAAAUAAAUAAAGAUAUAUAUAUAUAUAUAUAUAUAUAUAUAUAUAACUUGCUGGCCGCGCAAUAUGUCUGAUAAAGGAAUAUUGCUCAUUACAGCGACUAAGAUGCUUUUGAAAAUUUCUAUGCAUAUACAUUUUUGAGCGUUUACAAUCUUCGAAAGGAUUGUAAACUUUUAUAAUUAUUUAUGAAACAAUAUAAAUAAAUAAAUAAAGAUAUAUAUAUAUAUAUAUAUAUAUAUAUAUAUAACUUGCUGGCCGCGCAAUAUGUCUGAUAAAGGAAUAUUGCUCAACAUAAUGUAGACUGAGAGUAAAAUAAUAAUUGUGAAAGGGAAGAAUCAUGACUGUAAAUCUGAAAUUCUGGGAGUAAUUUGUGAGUAGAGUAAAGACAUCCUCCUUGGACCGCUAUUGAAAGUACUUAAUUGUAUUUUUUGCAGUUUUGGGGGAAAAUGAGUUUAAAGAUUUUAAAAAGUAUUUAAAAACAUCAAAUAUUGUUUAAAAAAGCUACUGGAGUUAACUCUGAAUGAAACACUCAUGCACAUUUUUCAACAAUGAUAUUUAUAAGAAUGACUCAGGGGAUGUAAACAAAUAAACUUCCAGGUUUAACUCAUUCUUGAAAAAUUGUAACGGGGUACUUUUUCUACUCAGCCCUUCUAGUUUUUGCGAUUAAUUCAUAACUCCAAAAGAAGAAGAAAAAAAAAACAACAACAAUGAUAUCUAUAUAAGUUGAAAUAUAAUAUAUUAAGUGAACCAGUCGCUUCACUUUCUACAACAUAAUGCUACUCGUAUUUUUGCUCAAUAUUUGUAAUCUUAAACAGCGUUUAUGAUUUGGUCAUGCAUACGUGAGUUUACUUGAGAUUAAAAAAAUAGAUUGUGCAAUUGGAUUUCAUGUACUCAUGGUAAUAUAAAAUAAUUAUGAUUACAUUAAGAGACAAACCAGGAAUAGCUGUACUUCUUUAUAAGCCUUUAAAAUCCUAGCAUUCAUUCUUGGAUACAACAUAAAACUCAACAUCCCAUGAGAUCUGAAAUCCUUUACUUAGAAAUGUUUAAUCAGGGCAUGAUAAUAGUUUGCAAACAGAUGUGUUCAACAUGUGAACUGCUAAUAAUCGUCUUUAAUCUUAUGUGAUCCUAGCCUUCCUGUCCGACAGUCUACGUCUGUAGAGAUUUCUAUCUCUGGGGAAAUGCCACCAUGAAAGCUCAGUCAAACUUAGAAAAUUUAGUAGCCAGCAAUGCUAUCGAGGAGAAGUUCUCUCUCGCCGUGGUCAGCUACGCGCUCAGUAAGGCGAAGAGCCCUGCAGCCAAGAGAGUUUUUGACAAGCUUCUGGCGUUUUCCAAGAAUGAAGGUAAUCAAAGAAUAAACGAACGCACAAUGAUUUCAAGUCACUGUCAUGAGUAAUCACCGUGUUCAAUAAACGCUUGCUUAGGGAACUGACUUACUCUAAACUAAAAUGAGUGAAGUCCACUCAAAAGUCUGAAACUGGAUCAUCACACGCCACAGGUCUUUUCAAUACAAAAAAAAAUAAAUGAUAAUAAUAAUACUUAAACAGUUGUAAUUCGUUCAACAAAAAAUGUUUAAAAAAAAGACUCAUGUUUUUUUUGGACCUAUUUUUUUAUGAAACAAUCUUUAUUUUUUAAAAAUUUGAAUACGAAACAAAACUCAACCAUUCAAAUGGACUAAGUUGUAUCUUUUAUCACAUACUGUCGUAGGCUAUAUACGAUUUGGAACUUAUGAAGUGUUAUAUUGGGGGGGGGGGGGGGGGGAUUUUCUUGAAAAAAUUUCCUGUAAAAAAUAUUACUGCUGUUCCAUCUACUUAACUAAUGAGCAAUUUUUAAAAAAAAGACUCUUAAAAAUACGACAGGGAACAUUUUGUACUGGCAAGCCAACAGCACUGUUACCGACGCCGUACAAGCGAGGUAUGGACAGUGGCGCCCUCCUAGAAUUCAGGCCCGGCCCAUCGAUAUUUUGAUAACGUCCUACGCCAUCUUGACCUUCACGGAACUAGGUCGCCUUGACGAGGCCCUGCCCGCCGUCCGAUGGUUGACCGCACAACGUAAUGCCCAGGGCGGGUUCUCCUCCACUCAGGUAUGUUUGCCGCAAGCGACAUAAUUUUCUCUGCGGGUAGAAACUGAUUCUAAAUAAAAUGAUAAUAUAUAUAUAUAUAAAAAAACAAAAAAAACCAAGGGUUCACUUUUGAUUGCAAAUAGCACCGAGGGCUCUGGUCAGCAUGUCUAUUAUGGCAUGCUCACUAAAGAGGCUCUGCCGCCGACCCCCUUAGCGUUACCCGGGGAACAUAACCACCAUUGCAUGUUCCUGCGUUGGCAGACAAAUGGCAUGCAUGGUAUCUGCCGAAAUUAUAGCAAGUAUAGUGUUAACUUUAGCCUCUGCAGCUGAAUUGACGGGUAGAAACAGGGAAGGGAUCAUGAUUACUAUGUUUCCGUUGACGGAUAUGAGGCGUGAGGCGUGUAGUGGCAGCCUCAUGUUAAAAUCCCAUAAACACAGCCUGUGAAGAGGCUGUUGUUAGGCAGACGGUUUCGUCCCAGUCACUCGGUGAACUACACAUGAGGUAGAAAUGUGCUGGAGAAAACCCUUUCUCCUUGAUGGGCAGAGGAGAUAAUGGUAUUUAAAAUAUACCACACCGACCCCUGGGUAUGUCGGUUCGUGGUGUUGUGAGAGCCACACUAUUGAUUGACCGGAUGUGCUUAGGCUGACAGAUGGCCCCUGUAAAGCAAGUCAGUCGAGUGAAGUUAAGGGCGGGGCGCUUCCUCAGCAGGAGGAGAUCUACAACGUGCCGUUCCUCUGGCCGAUAGCUAAGAGACUUUUCGGGGCCGAGGGGAUGCUUUGGGGAUGGCAGUAAGAGCAUUGUCUCGACGGCUCGCUGACGCCAUUUCUCAAUGUACAUAUUUAAAAGAUAAUUUUUUCAAAAAAGUAAAUUUGCUUUAAACGCAAUUUUAAACAUUAUAUAUAACCUAUAGAAAUUAAAAUUGAACGUAUAAAAUUUAAAAGCAACAAUACACUUCAUCUAAAUAUCUCCAUUGUGUACAAUGUGAAGAAAACAGUUCAUUAUACUGUAAGGCAGCGGUUAUCUCCCUGUGGGUCGCGACCCCAUUGGGGGUCGAACGACCUUGUCACAGGGGUCACCUAAGACCAUCGGAAAACACAUAUACUCUACAGCUAUGCAGUAGCAACGAAAAUAAUUUUUUUUGUAUGGGUCACCACAACAUGAGGAACUGUAUUAAAGGGUCGUGGCAUAAGGAAUGCUGAGAACCACUGCUGUAAGGCAUACAGCUGUCCCCAUUUCUUAAGGUUAACAUUCAUAAAGAUGUUGGCAGACAACGAUUUCCAUGUCAGUGAAUAAAUAUCCUAAAUGUUAUCACACAUUUCUAAGACUGAUUUCCCUGACGCUUGCAUACACGUGUGUUGGUAAUUAAGUUUUUGUUCAUGUGUAUACUUUUAUUAUUAUUUUUAUUCAUGGUCAAACAAGGACACGGUAGUUGGACUCCAGGCUCUCUCAUCGUACGCCUCCAAGUCCCUGAGGCCCGACACACAACUCAACAUCCAAGUGACUGGGCCCUCCGUAUUGGCCGCAUUCAAUGUGACCAGAGACAAUGCCUUGUCCCUCCAGAUAAAACAGGUACGCACUUUAGAGAAUAACAUGAUUUUCAUCUUUUAAAUUUAAAAAUAACAUAUCUUUAUACCUAUUUCAUAUGUUAGAUUUUUAGUUUGAAAUAUUUGGUAAAGAAGUAUGCAGGAGGGAAAAAUUGGUUACUGGUAUAAGUUGGAAAAAAAAAUCUUACAGCUCAGAAGCUUCUCUUGAAUUCUCAAUGAAUAAAACAAAAGACACGUUUAAUUAAAACAGUAUUGAUAGUCUUAAUUUAAAAGACCAAAUAAACGUUUCAGAAUGUUUCGCUAAUGCUUUCAACAGAACAACAAAAGCAUAUACAAGUGCAUGCCUUUAAAUGUUACAUAAUACACAUAUAAUUAUAUUUAACUUUUAAGUAAGUGAAAGGGAAAAAAAAAAGAAAAGUGUGGGACAAGUCCCUCCCAUAGGUAAACAUCGAAAGGAGAGAAAGCAUGAAGGAAAUAGAUCUUCUAAAUUUUAAUUACAGUCAUGGACAUGAUCCAAAUAAAGUAUGUGAUUACAUUCAAUAUUGUGGGAGUGACCCCGCUGAACUAUUCACCAUGGCGCCAUCUGGCAACAAGCUCCUACAGUUUGGCAGUGCUAUAUAAAAUAAAAUAUCGGCAUUUACAUUCACUUCAUUUUUUAAAAAUGUAUUUCUACAGCUAUCUGGUGCCCCUAAAGAAUUUGUGAUAGGUGCCACAGGAAAUGGCAUUGCCCUGGUAGACGUAAGUCCACACAAAGAUGUAGAUAGUGCUAGCCCUAAGAAUUGAGUAAAAUUACACAUAGUCUCAAUCCAAACUCAUAAUCCGAGAAUAAAACAAGUGAUUUGUCUUCCCUUUUUUUCCUUCUUAUAUGCUCACAUUGUUUUUAGAUUGAUUAUCGAUUCAAUGUCAACGAAGAGUUAGCUACACCCUCAUUUGACGUCAAUACUAUACUGUUGGAUGAUAAGCUGGACUUGUUCAAUCUUAUGAUUUGUACUAAGUACGUGUUUUUAUGAUUUGUACUAAGUACUUGUUUUUAAUGCUUUAUUUUUUUUAAAAAAUGCUUUUUAUACCCUCGAAAGGUGUGCAGAAAUUUUGCUCUAGAUAUCAGAAUGUAGCUGGGCCAGGUGGUGGAAAUGAGAAAAAAAAUAUAAUGAAGCCUGCAAAUUAAUCUGUGAAUAAAAUUAGUUUGUUUUAUUGCAAUGACCUAUAUCACUGUUUUCAGAUUAUUAUUUCUUCCCAGGGGAUACAUCGUCUAACAUUGUCCCCAUGGCUAUUGAGCUCAAAUAACGUUAAGUUAAUGUGCAAAGUAUUGAAAAAGGAUAAAAACAUUUUUUAGGGAGGCCUUUAAAUUGUUUGAACGUAAUUCUCAGAUGGCUGCUGCAACGAGAAACCGGUAUGGUGGUGCAGGAGAUCAGCAUUCCUUCCGGGUUCAAGCCAGAUCUGUCUUCACUGGGCGCAGUGGCUGGUCUGAGGAGGUCCGAGAGGCAGGGAGAUGUCGUGGCCAUCUAUUUCGAUAAGGUCUGGCGUUGGCUGGUUUUAUUCAACCACUUCAGGGUUGUUUUCAAUCAUGAUUUUCGAAUACAUGUAUUCACUGUUCAGAUUGAUAUUAGUAUUAGUCAGUCUUUUAUUUUUUUUUUGGACAUAUACUGCGUUAAUUUCUGUAUUCAUCCCUUUAAAUUGUUCUUACUUAGUCGACCAGAUCACACCAUUCAUUAUUCCAUUACUGUUUUUGUUAGAAAUUAUAACUAUUAUUUACUUCGAUAUAUUUGUUUUAUACGUGGUUAAAAAUGCACUUAUGCCGAAACUCAAUAAAUUACAUCACUAAUCGAUAAUUUGAUUGAUUAGGAGUAACAUAAGUAGCAGUUAGUUUAAAUAAAUCUUUAUUAGUUCCAAGACAAUUAAAGAAAAAAAAUUAUACUAUAUGUAUUUAUAUAUAUAUAUAUUACAUAUAUAAUAUCAUUUAAUUUUGUACCAGAUUGGCAGUACAUCACUGUGUUAUAGCGUAAAAAUGAUUCGCGAAUCCAAGGUUGCCAGAUCACAACCAAGCUACGUUAGAACAUUCGGUUACUAUGACCCAGGUAGGUGGGCAUUGUCAAAAAUAAUAUACCACCGUAUUUAUUCAAGAAUAAAGACACACACUAGGCGUCAGUUCACACGAUCAAAUGUGCUUCAAAUUUCGCGUCAUAUUUGUGUGUGAACGCAUUAUUUUGUGCCUUUUUUUGUGGACAAUAAAUGGGAAUUUUAUCAAAUAGUAAUUUGAAAGUUGUGACAAG
Molecule: messenger RNA, 45236 nt
Organism: Lymnaea stagnalis (great pond snail)
Lineage: Eukaryota; Metazoa; Mollusca; Gastropoda; Lymnaeidae
Source: the annotation of a GenBank genome assembly